Molecule: messenger RNA, 87097 nt
Organism: Osmerus eperlanus (European smelt)
Lineage: Eukaryota; Metazoa; Chordata; Actinopteri; Osmeriformes; Osmeridae
Product: titin-like
Exons: 214
Coding region: 173-86062 (28629 amino acids)
Biological process (GO): protein phosphorylation
Molecular function (GO): ATP binding; protein binding; protein kinase activity
Source: RefSeq, a predicted model, not a curated record
UACACGUUCAGAGUGUAGUUUUGUUUUUUUGGAGUUACUUUGAGGCUCAACUGUUCUCACAUUGGAUUUCUGUCAACAUUUCAGGAUAAGGAAUUGUUACUGAAGACAUCAAACUUCUGGGCUUAGUCCCAUCAAUCUUAGGCACCCUUGUGGAUACAAGGUGCCUACCAAAAUGUCUACACAGGCGCCAACAUUUACACAGCCGUUACAAAGCGUUGUGGCACUUGAGGGUAGUGCUGCAACGUUUGAGGCUCAAGUUAGUGGUUCUCCAGUUCCUGAGGUGAGCUGGUUCCGUGAUGGCCAGGUUCUUACUGCUGCGGCUCUGCCCGGCGUUCAGAUCUCGUUCAGCGAUGGCCGCGCUGUUCUGACGAUCCCUGCUGUGACAGCCGCACACAGUGGAAGAUUUUCUGUGAGAGCUACCAAUGGAGCUGGACAAGCCACUAGCACCGCUGAACUCCUUGUUACAGCGGAGACUGCGCCACCCAACUUUAUUCAGAGACUUCAGAGUAUGACCGUGAGACAAGGAAGCCAAGUGAGAUUGGAUGUUCGUGUGACCGGAAUCCCUACACCUGUGAUUAAGUUCUACAGAGAAGGAGCUGAGAUACAAAGCUCCGCUGACUUUCAGAUUGUUCAAGAAGGAGACCGUUACAGUUUAUUGAUUGCUGAAGCUUUCCCAGAGGAUUCUGGAACCUACUCCGUAAAUGCUUCAAACAGCAGUGGGCGGGCUACCUCCACUGCUGAACUACUAGUCCAGGGUGAAGAAGCCGUACCUGCCAAGAAGACAAAAACAGUUGUGUCAUCCACCCAGGUCUCUCAGACUCGCCAGACCAGGGUUGAGAAGAAAACGGAGGCUCGUUUUGCGUCCUCCUCCAUGAUGUCGAUGCAGGUCGAGGGGGGUGUUAUGACCCAGCAGUUGGCACACAAGACCCCCCCUCGUGUGCCACCAAAGCCAACUUCAAAGUCCCCACCUCAAUCAUCCCAGGUGGCCAAGGUCGCAGGAGGUCGUCACCAGUCUCCAUCACCUGUCAGACAUGUGAAGGGACCCACUCCCACCCCUGUCAGGCCCGUAUCCCCAUCCUCCAGACUGUCUGUCUCCCCCAUCAGACCUGUGAAGUCACCAUUGACCACACGUAAGCAGAUGGCCCUGGGAGCAGAUGUCCCGCCCCCCUGGAAGCAGGGAGGCUUCGAGUCCAGCUACACCAUGACUGCUGGAGCCACCCGCGUCCAGACCUCUGCCUCCUCUGUUCACAUGGAGCAGCACUGGGAGGGCUCAUAUGGAGUUCAGCAGCAGGUGUCUGGCCAAGUUAGAGAGGCUGUUGAGGCCACCAUGAUCACGUCACCUGCUCGGGAGCCAGUUGUACCACCUACUCUUGUUGCUGCUUUGAAGAAUUUGACUGUGACAGAGGGUGAAUCUGUGACUCUGGAGUGCCAGAUCAGUGGUCACCCUGCCCCUGUCAUCAUGUGGUUUAGAGAGGACUACAGAAUCGAGAGUUCCAUUGACUUCCAGAUAACCUAUGAGGGUGGAUUUGCUCGUCUGGUAAUCCGUGAGGCCUUUGCUGAGGACAGCGGUCGCUUUACCUGCACUGCCACCAGCGAGGCUGGAACAAUCAGCACAUCCAGCUACCUACUUGUUAAAGUGUCAGAAGAAAUUGAGAGCAGAGAAGAGACAACAGUCACUGAAUUUGGAACUACACAAGAGAAACACUUUACGGUUGAAGCAAAGGAGGAGACCAUGUCGGAGGUGAGUGGCGUUGCAGAGUCUGUGGAAACUGCAGCUGCUGUUGCUCCCUUCUUCAUCAAGAAACCUACUGUACAAAAGUUGGAGGAAGGAGGAUGUGUUGUCUUUGAGUGCCAGAUUGGAGGUAGUCCAAAGCCCCACAUUUUCUGGAAGAAGAGUGGGGUACCUCUUACAACUGGAUACAGAUAUAAAGUUGCCUACAAAAAGGAGACUGGAGAGUGCAGGUUGGAGAUCUCUAUGACAUUUGCUGAUGAUGCGGGAGAGUACGCCAUCUUUGUCAAGAACCAGCUUGGAGAAGCCUCAGCCUCAGCCAGUCUGCUUGAGGAAGAGGAAUAUGAAGCCUACAUGAAGACACAGGAAGUGACAUACAAGACUGAAGUGACUACAAUGGUACAGGAGCCCAAAGUGGGAGAUGUGCCCCCCGUUGUUGUGAGCGAAUAUGGGAUGGAGCAGAGGGGCAUGCAGACCCAGAUGAUGCAAACAUAUGUCUCCGAGCAGGAAUUACAAAUAUCUUCCUUUGAGGAGAGGAUAAUCCAUGAGAUUGAAAUCCGUAUCCUGAAGAUUACAUACCAGGAAAUUUUGAUUGAGGAUGGCGAGCAGAUGGUUAUGAAUGUGUCAGAACAGCAGGCUGUACAGUCAUCCUUUGACACUCCAGUCAAAAGCUACAGGAUUAUGGAAGGAAUGGGAGUCACUUUCCACUGCAAAAUGGCAGGAAAGCCAUUGCCCAAGAUUGCAUGGUACAAAGAUGGAAAGCGUAUCCGUCAUGGCGGCCGUUACCAGAUGGAGGUUCUCCAGGAUGGCCGAGCCAGUCUACGUCUCCCUGUGGUGCUGCCUGAAGAUGAGGGUGUUUACACAGCAUUUGCCAGCAACAUGAAGGGCAAUUCUGUGAGCUCUGGGAAACUGUAUGUGGAGUCCUCUUCAGUAGGGGGACCUCAGAGAUAUACACCCCAGCCAGCAAUGCAGAGAAUUAGGUCCACAUCCCCACGGUCUUUGAGCCGCUCUCCUGGUCGCUCUCCUAGUCGCUCUCCUGCUCGCAGGCUUGAUGAAACAGAUGAGAGUCAGUUGGAAAGGCUGUACAAGCCUGUCUUUGUCCUGAAGCCUUCCUCAUUCAAGUGUGCUGAGGGGCAAACUGCAAGAUUUGACCUGAAAGUUGUUGGUAGACCAAUGCCUGACACAUAUUGGUUCCACAAUGGACAACAAGUGGUCAAUGACUACACCCACAAGAUAGUUGUUAAGGAGGAUGGAACUCAGUCGUUGAUUGUGGUUCCAGCAAUGCCCCAUGACUCUGGAGAAUGGACAGUUGUCGCACAGAACAGAGCUGGAAAGACCACUGUUUCCAUGACUCUUACUGUUGAAGCGAAAGAAAACUUGAUCCGACCCCAGUUUAUUGAGAAGCUGAAGAACAUCAGUGUAAGACAAGGCACUCUGGUUGAGUUGGCUGUCAAAGCCAUCGGAAACCCCCUGCCUGACAUUGUUUGGCUGAAAAAUAGUGACAUAAUUUCCCCACAGAAGCACCCACAUAUCAAGAUUGAAGGGUCAAAAGGAGAAGCCAAAUUCCAUAUCCCUUCAACAUCAGGCUCUGAUAGUGCCUGGUACACAGCCACAGCCAUCAACAAAGCUGGAAGAGAUACCACUCGCUGCAGGGUCAAUGUUGAGGUGGACUUUGCUGAACCCCAACCAGAGAGAAGGCUUAUUAUUCCCAAGGGAACCUACAAGGCCAAGGAUAUUGCUGCUCCAGAGUUGGAACCCUUGCAUCUCCGUUAUGGUCAAGAUCAGUGGGAGGAGGGUGACCUUUAUGACAAAGAGAAACAACAGAAGCCCCACUUUAAGAAGAAGCUGACUUCGGUCAGGCUCAAGCGUUUUGGUCCCGUCCAUUUUGAAUGCAGACUUACCCCUAUUGGAGACCCCACAAUGGUGGUUGAAUGGUUGCAUGAUGGCAAACCCCUGGCAGCUGCAAACAGGUUGCGCAUGGUCAAUGAAUUUGGCUACUGCAGUCUUGAUUAUGAAGUUGCUUAUGCCAGAGACAGUGGUGUCAUCACUUGUAGAGCAACUAACAAGUUUGGAGUUGACCAGACCUCAGCUACCCUGAUUGUCAAAGAUGAGAAGGGCCUUGAUGAGGAAAGUCAUCUACCUGAGGGUAGGAAGGGAGGACAAAGAAUCGAGGACAUGGAACGUAUGGCUCAUGAAGGAGGUCCUUCUGGAGUUAGUAUAGAUGAAGGAUCAGAGAAGACAAAGCCAGAGAUUGUUCUUCUUCCUGAGCCUGCCAGAGUUCUGGAAGGUGACAUCGCAAGAUUCCGCUGCAGAGUGACUGGUUAUCCAAUGCCAAAGGUUAACUGGUACCUUAAUGGUCAGCUCAUUCGCAAGAGCAAGAGAAUGAGACUACGCUAUGAUGGCAUUUACUACCUAGAGAUUGUAGAUAUCAAGUCAUACGAUUCAGGAGAAGUGAGAGUGGUAGCAGAGAACCCCAUUGGUACAGCUGAACACACCGUUAAGCUUGAGAUCACACAGAAAGAGGACUUCAGAUCUGUCCUUCGUCGUGUCCCAGAACAUAAAGCUCCAGAGGUCCCCAGCUCUGAACAAGGCAGAGUUUCCUUUGACGUUGUGAAGGUCGACAGACCCAGUGAUAGCACACAGUCCAAGGAGGUUGUAAAACUGAGGAAGACAGAGAGAGUGAUCCAUGAAAAAUCCACAGAGGAGACAGAUGAGUUGAAAUGCAAAUUCAAGCGCAGAACAGAGGAGGGUUACUAUGAGGCCAUCACUGCUGUGGAGCUCAAGUCUCGCAGGAAGGAUGAGUCUUACGAGGACAUGCUCAGGAAGAGGAAGGAGGAACUUCUUCAUCACAUGAAAGAGAAGUCUGAGGCUGAGAAAAAGAAGAAGGAGGAAGAGGGGAAACUCACCAUCCCCAUCAUUAAACCAGAGAGGAUUCAGCUCUCUCCCAGCAUGGAAGCUCCUAAGAUCUUGGAGCGCAUUGCAAGCCAGACAGUUUCCCUGAUGGAGGAGGUUCGUUUCAGAACCAGGGUGGUUGGUAAACCAGAACCCGAGUGCCAGUGGUUCAAGAAUGGUAUUUUGCUUGAGAAAACUGAUCGCAUCUACUGGUACUGGCCUGAGGAUCAUGUAUGUGAAUUGGUGAUACGCAAUGUGUCAGCUGACGAUUCUGCUAGCAUCAUGGUCAAAGCCGUCAACAUUGCAGGGGAAACUUCAAGCCACGCAUUCCUUUUGGUGCAAGGCAAGCAAGUUGUUAACUUUACUCAAGAAUUGGAAGAUGUUAGUGCCAAAGAGAAGGACACCAUGGUUACAUUUGAAUGUGAGACCAAUGAGCCUUUUGUCAAAGUCAAAUGGAUGAAAAACAACGUGGACAUUUUCUCUGGAGACAAAUACAGGAUGCACUCAGACAGAAAGGUUCACUUCCUGUCUGUGCUAAUCAUCGAAGUGAAGGAUGAUUCAGAAUACAGUUGUGCCGUUGUUGAGGACACCAGCAUCAGAACCACGGCCAGACUCUAUGUUGAAGGGGCCGCUUUGGACAUGGUGAAAACAUUGGAUAACAUUGAGGUACCAGAGACCUACUCUGGGGAGUUUGAAUGUGAGCUGUCAAGAGAAGAUGCUGAAGGUACCUGGUUCUUUGAGAAAAAGGAGAUCACUCCCAGCAGCAAAUAUGUUAUCUCCUCUCGUCGUGGAAGACAUUCACUAUCUGUGAAAGACGUGAAGAAAGAAGAUCAAGGCAAAUACACAUUUGUUGUUGGUGAAUUUAAGACAAGUGCUUCCCUGAAGAUGAAAUUGCGUCCUGUGACACUGAUGCAGCCACUUACUGACCUUACCAUCUGUGAGGGUGACAUUGCGCAGUUAGAAGUGAGGUUCUCUCAAGAAAACGUUGAGGGGACAUGGAUGAAGAAUGGUCAAGCCAUUUCUGCCUCAGAUCGCAUCCAUAUUGUAAUUGACAAGCUGGUCCACAAGCUUCUGGUUGAGAAUGUAAGCAGAGACGACACAGGAGUCUACUCAUUUGUUGUCCCUGCCCAGGAUAUCUCCACCUCAGGAAAACUGACUGUUCAAACCAUUGAUAUUUUGGUACCACUCAGUGAUGUCACAUCAGUUGAGGGAACCAAGGCUGUUAUGGAGGCUAAGAUCUCUGCUGCAGAUGUCAGCUCUGUGAAGUGGUACCAAAAUGACAAGCUCAUUAUGCCCAGUGAGAGGAUCCAGAUGGUUGCAAAGGGAACCAAACAGCGCCUGGUGUUUAACAGGUCUUUCGCUUCAGAUGAAGGAAACUACAAGCUGGUUGUGGGCAGAGCUGACACAAGCUGCAAAUUCACUGUCCAAAAAAUUCAAAUCGUGAAGCACAUGGAAGAUAGAGUGUGCACCGAGACUCAGAAUGUCACCUUUGAGGUUGAAGUUUCUCAUCCUGGCAUUGAUGCCGUCUGGACCUUCAAGAAGCAGCCCCUCAAAGCUGGUGCAAAAUACAAGAUGGAGGCAAAGGGCAAGCGGUAUGCCUUGACUGUCAUCAAUGUCAUGAAGGAUGAGGAGGGAGAAUACGCUUUUGCAGCUGGUGAAAAGACAUCCAGCGCAAAGCUUACCGUGUCAGGUGGGGCGAUUAACAGGCCACUUCAGGAUGUGACAGUAGCCGAGUCACAGACAGCUGAGCUGGAGUGUGAGGUGGCCAAUGCGAGCACCGAGGGCAAGUGGCUGAAGGAUGGACAGCCUGUGGACUUUGGCGACAAUAUCAGGAGUGAAACACUUGGUGCUGUCAGGCGUCUUGUUAUUGUCAUAACCAGACCCCAGGAUAUCGGUGAAUACACCUACCAGGUUGCCAAUUCAAAGACAACCGCCAACCUCAGAGUUGAAGCUGUGAAAAUCAAGAAAACCCUGAAGAACCAGACAGUCACUGAAACACAGGAGGCAGUGUUUAGUCUGGAGCUGACCCAUGAGAAUGUUAAAGGCUCACAGUGGAUCAAGAAUGGCGUUGAGCUCCGCACCAGUGAGAAAUAUGAGGUUACUGUUGAAGGCAUGGUCCACACCUUAAAAAUCAAGAACUGCACAACUCACGACGAGUCGGUUUAUGGAUUCAAACUUGGAAAGCUGUCUGCUAGUGCCAGAUUGAAUGUUGAAACCAUUAAGAUUGUGAAGAAGCCAAAGGAUGUUACUUCACUGCUGGAUGACACAGCCUCUUUUGAACUGAGCCUGUCCCACGAUAACAUUCCUGUGAAAUGGAUGUUCAACAACGUAGAGCUGAAAUCAAGUGAAAAGUGCAAGAUACUGUCUGAGAGGAAGGCUCACAAGCUGGUCAUCCAGAAUGUGAACACUCAAAACGCUGGAGAGUACACUGCAGUGUUUGGCCAUCUCCAGUGCAGCGCACAUCUCCAUGUUGAGGCUCUGCGUGUCACCAAACCACUGAAGAGUGUUGAAGUCCCAGAGACACACGUUGCCACUUUUGAGUGUGAAGUUUCACAUUUCAAUGUCCCAGCCACCUGGCUGAAAAACGGAGUUGAAAUUGAAAUGAGUGAUAAAUUCAGGAUUGUGGUCCAGGGAAAACUUCACCAGCUCAAGAUCAUGAAUACCAGCAGACAAGACUCUGCAGAGUACACCUUUGUAUGUGGAAAUGACAGGGUCUCUGCAACACUGACUGUUAGUGCUAUUUUGAUCACCUCCAUGCUGAAAGACCUCAAUGCCCAAGAGAGAGACACCAUCACCUUUGAAGUAAAUGUAAAUUAUGAGGACAUCACCUACAAGUGGCUCAAGAAUGGUAUUGAGAUUCCGUCAACAGACAAGUGCCAGACCCGUUCAAAACAGCUUACGCACUCCCUCACAAUCCGGAAUGUUCAUUUUGGUGAUACCGGAGAGUAUAAAUUUGUUGCUGGCUCUGCAGCUACAUCCGCAAACCUUUAUGUUGAAGCUCGUGUGAUUGAAUUCACCAAGCAUAUUAAAGAUAUCAAGAUAACAGAGAAGAAGAAGGCCAUCUUUGAAUGUGAAGUUUCUGAGCCCAACAUCCAAGUGAUGUGGAUGAAAGACGGACAGGAGCUGGAAGUAUCUGAGAGAUACAAAGUCUCCACUGAGAAGUUUCUGCACCGCUUGAUGAUCCAGACUGUCCGCCUGUCUGAUGCUGGGGAGUAUUCUGUGGUCGCUGGUGCAAGUGUGUCAAAAGCUCACCUGACUGUGGAGGGACGGGAUGUCAGGAUCUCAGAGCCAGCCGAGAAAGAAAUCACCGUUGUUGAGAAACAACGAACAACGUUUGAGUUUGAAGUCAAUGAGGAUGACGUAGAAGGCCGUUGGCUUAGGAACGGUGUUGAGAUCAAGUUUGAAGUUGAAGAGAGGUUCAGUUACGUUUCCAUCAGAAAGGUCCACCGCAUGACCAUCACUGAAACCUUCCGAACGGAUGCAGGGGAGUAUACCUUCAUCGCUGGGAAGAACAGGAGUGUUGUCACCCUCCAUGUAAACAUCCCUGAGCCACCAAAGAUCAUCCGCCACAUGCAACCCCUGUCUGUGGGGUCAGGCAAACCUGCUCGCUUUUCUGUAGAGGUGACUGGCAUCCCACAGCCUCAAGUUACUUGGUACAAGAACUCCCAGGCUCUCUCCGCUGGGUUCAAGUGCAAGUUCCUGCAUGAAGGAAACGAGCACACACUGUUACUGAUUGAGGUGUUCCCAGAAGAUGCAUCUGUCUACAACUGUGAAGUUAAGAAUGCUGCUGGCAUGGUCACAAGCUCAGCUGCACUUAACGUGGAAGUUUCAGAGGUGGUUUCCCCUGACACUGGAGCACCCAUGACCCCUCCUGUGGUGGUGUCACCUAUCAGCAAUGCCUCUACCAAGGAGGGAGAGUCCGCCAGGUUCCAAUGCCGUGUCUCUGGAGAAGAUGUGAAGAUCAGCUGGUUCUGUGGCGAGAAGGAGGUCAAACAGUCUGACUUCUUUAGGAUGUCUCAGUUUGGUGACACCUGCCAACUAGAGAUAGCCAAGGUUUAUCCAGAGGAUGAGGGGCAGUACAGUUGUGUUGCCAGAAACUCGGCAGGGAUGGUGUCUUGCUCCGCAACUUUGAAACUUGAUGUAUCAAGGGAAGCGAUUGAAGCCAAGAUUGAGGAAGAAGUCAAAGUGCCACCUGUUUUCAGGUACAAAAUCCUGCCCAUGGAUAUCAAUGUUGGCAACAGUGCCAAGUUUGAAUGUGAAACUGAAGAUGCACCCAACGUGACCUUCAAGUGGUUCAAGUCUGCCACUGAGAUCAAGCAGAGUGAGAAGUACAGGAUCCUUAGUCGGCAUCAUUCUUCUUCACUGGAGAUCUUGAACCCAACCAAAGCAGACAGUAGUGAAUACACCUGCAAGGCAUCCAACCAGCAUGGCAGUGACAGCUGUUCCACCUCUCUGACAGUAACGGAAAUGUACCCACCAGUAUUUAUUAAAAAACCUGAUCCAAUGACUUUAUAUGUGGGCAAGCAAGCUGCUUUCCAAUGCACAGUCACUGGCUCCACACCUAUGGAUGUUGUCUGGCACAAAGACAACAUUGCCAUCACUUCUGGAGCAAACUAUAAUGUAACAAGUGACAAGAACAAACAUUCUCUUCAAAUCAAAAGUCUUCAGUUAGAAGACCAGGGGGUUUACCUGUGUAAAGCAUCCAACAGUGUUGGCACUGCUACAUGCAGCACAGAGCUGAUUGUUAUCAAGAAGCCCAGCUUUAUAAAGACCUUUGAGUCAGUGUCUGCAGCUGUUGGCAAUCUAUUACGUCUUGAGUGCCAAGUGGAUGAGGACACUGGAGUGACCAUCACCUGGACAAAGGAUGGCAAAAAAAUGCAUCAAACAAUGGAAAGUAAACUUUCUUUUGAAGAAAAGGUCAUUGUUCUUGAAAUUUCUAAGGCAAAACUGAAAGAUUCAGGGAGAUAUGUCUGUACAGCUUCAAACGAUGCUGGGACUUCAGAUUGCUCUGCUGUGUUGACAGUGCAAGAGCCUCCUACCUUUGUGAAGAAAAUGGAGUCUAAGAUUACAUGGAAGCAGGGCAUUGCUGCACGAUUACAGUGCACAGUCAAAGGAUCCCCUGAACUUCACUCAAGCUGGUUUUUAAAUGACAAGGAACUCAGCGAUGGAGAGAAAUAUAAAAUCUCUUUCAAGAAUGGUCUUGCUAUUUUAGAAAUAAUCAAUCUUCUUGUGUCAGACAGUGGAAACUACACCUUUGAGGUGUCUAAUGACUCGGGUAGUGAAAGCUGCAGCACGCAAAUAUCUGUUAAAGAGCCCCCUUCCAUCCGUAAAGAACUACAAAUGGUCGAGGCAGUGAAGGGUACUGCAGCUCUAAUGGAAUGUGAAGUUGUUGGAACAGCUCCUUUUGAAAUCACCUGGUUCAAAAACAAGAAACAACUAACCACAGAUAAAAAGUACAGGGUAGUCUCUCAGGAAUCUAUGGCCCGUUUGGAAAUCUGCUCAUUUGAAAGUGCAGAUGUUGGGGAUUACCAAUGUGUUGUAUCUAAUGAUGUUGGUAAAAUUUCCUCCAAGGCCCUAGCAAAACUGAAAGAACAACCAACAUUCUCAAAGAGGAUUGACAGUACUACAGCAAUUUUGGGCACUGCUGUAAAACUGCAGGGCACCAUAAAAGGCUCGACCCCCAUCACAGUCAAAUGGAUGAAGGACUCUGAAAUACUGAGAGAUGAUGAUCCUAACUUAAAAAUGUUUUUUGAGAACAAUGUUGCUAGUUUAUCAAUAGCAACCGUUGUAAUUAGUCAUGGUGGCAAAUAUACCUGCCAAGCAGAGAAUGAAGCAGGACUACAGAAAUGUGAAGCUACUUUAACCGUUCAAGAACCAGCUAGAAUCUUAGAGAAAGCUGAGUCCAUUAGUGUGACAGUGGGGGAUUCAGCAACCUUGGAGUGCACUAUUGCAGGAAGUCCAGACCUCAAAGUCAAAUGGUUCAAAGAUGGAAAGGAAGUCACAGGUGGUCGAAAAUAUAAGAUGACUCUUAAGGACAAUGUUGCUGUUUUAAAGAUUCUUGCAGCAGAAAAAGGAGACAGUUCUGAAUACAAAAUGGAAGUGUCCAAUCGAGUUGGAAAAGACGAGUGCUCUUGUUCUAUCACUGUUCUAGAUCGGAUCAUGCCUCCGUCUUUCACUAAGUCUCUAAAAAGAGUUGAUGGAAGCAUUGGUAACAAUGUCUCAAUGGACUGUAAAGUAUCUGGGUCUCAGCCCAUGACCAUAUCUUGGUUCAAAGAUGACAAGGAAAUUAAGAGCGGACAGAAAUAUCAACCUGAGUUUAAAGACAGUUCAGCUGUACUGAAAGUCAUUCAGCUGGAGAAAGAUGAUGCUGGAGUGUACAAAUGCCUGGCAACAAAUGCUGCUGGUUUUAAAGACAGCAGUGGAACUUUAUACGUCAAAGAACCUCCGGUCUUCACAUUGAAACCUAAUUCUCAAGAUGUCAUACCAGGAUCUGCUGUCAUCUUGAAGGCAGCUUUCUCUGGAACAGCUCCUUUUACUGUUAAAUGGUUCAGAGAGGACAAAGAGGUAUCAUCUGGAGGCUCAUGUUUUAUCAAGAAAGACGCCUUGUCAAGCAUCUUGGAGCUUCACUCAGUAAAACCUACUGACUCUGCUACCUACACUUGCCAAGUAAUGAAUGAUGCUGGGAAGGUGUCAUGCACCGCAGUCCUGUUCGUCAAAGAGCCACCAGUGUUUGUCAUGAAGCUUGAGUCUUCAAAACUUGUAACCAGUGGCAGUGCUGUAGUUAUGGAGUGCAAAGCUACUGGCAGCCCUGAAAUCACUUUUAAGUGGUUUAAGAACGAAAUCGAGAUCAGUUCUAAUCAGAAAUACAAAACGAGUGUAAAGAACUUAGUUGUCUCAUUGGAGAUAGUCAACUGCACUGUUGAGGAUAGUGGAGACUAUGUUUGUGUGGCGUCAAGUGAUGCUGGUAGUGACCGCUGCAGCAGCACAGUGACAGUCAAAGAACCUCCUGUGUUUUUGAGGACUUUUGAACACAAAGAUGUUAUCAAAGGGUCAGAUGUGAUGAUGGAAGGACAGGUGUCGGGCUCUGCUCCUUUCAGUGUAUCUUUUUACAAAAGUGCCAAGUUGAUCAGAAAUGAUAAAAGGCACAAGAUCAGUGUAACAGGUGACAUACUUGCCCUCCAAAUACUUACAGUUGAUGCUUUGGAUACUGGAACGUAUCAAUGCACUGUGGAAAAUGAAGUUGGGAAAACUUCUUGUGAUUAUAGUGUAACCCUAAAAGAACCUCCGUCAUUUGUGCAAAAGUUAGAGAACACAGUUUCUCAAGUAGGCAGUGAGAUUUCUCUUCAGUGUGGGCUGAAGGGAUCUGAACCAAUGACGGUGUCAUGGCAUAAGGAUGACCACGAGGUCAGAGAGGCUGAACACAUGCAGAUAUCCUAUAAAGACAGGACUGCACUGCUGCACAUCACAAACGUACAAGCCAAAUAUGGAGGAAAAUAUACAUGUCAGGCACAGAAUCUAGCUGGUUGUCAGAAAUGCUCAGCUGUCUUGACAGUCAAAGAACCAGCUACAAUCACUGAGGAAGCCAAGUCCAUCAGUGUUACAUUGGGGGAUCCAGCUACUCUAGAAUGCAGGUUCUCUGGAACCAAAGUCAUCAAAGCCAAAUGGCUGAAGGAUGGGAAAGAGCUAACAUCAGGUCAAAGAUACAAAGUCCAAAACACAGAUACAAGCUCCAUUCUGAAGAUUCUAGCCACAGCGAAAAGUGAUAGUGGGGACUACAUAUUUGAGGUUUCAAAUGACGUUGGACAUAGUUCUUGUGAGGCUACAGUCACAGUUCUCGAUCAAAUACUUAAGCCCUCGUUCACAAGAAAACUGAAGAAAACAGAAAGCAUCAAAGGAUCAUUUGCCCACUUGGAAUGCCUUGUGUCAGGGUCUUUGCCCAUAACUGUACAUUGGUUCAAAGAUGAGAAAGAGAUCAAGAUUGAUGACAAACACAAAUGUACCUUCUUUGAAAAUAACGCUUUUCUCGAAAUUACUCGUCUCGAUAGUGAGGACAGUGGCAGUUAUACCUGCAUUGCUAAAAACAAAGCAGGAAGUGACCAGUGUUCUGGUGCCUUGAUUGUGAAAGAACCACCAUCUAUCUUUGAAAAACCUGAAUCAAUGGACGUUGUGCCUGGAUCAAAGGUCCAGUUUAAUGUCCUUGUGUCUGGUACUCCACCCAUGACCAUAAAAUGGUUUAAGGAUAAAAAAGAAAUUAUGUCAAGCUCUGACUGUUCUGUAAUUAAGGACCACACCUCAAGUUCACUGGAACUGUUCUUUGCCAAAACAUCAGACUCUGGAGACUAUGUCUGUGAAAUUAAGAAUGAUGUUGGCUCUGCUGUUUGCCAGGCAACUCUCUUUGUCAAAGAGCCUCCAAAAUUCACUCGCACUCCAGAUAGACUGUCUGUGGUGAAGCCAGGGCAGAGUAAGAUGUUUGAGUGCCAAGUGACAGGAACACCAGAGAUAGACAUCUACUGGUUUAGAGAUGGGAAUGAAAUCAACCCUAGUGACAAAUACAAGAUGUCUUAUGUCAACUCCUUGGUAACUCUAGACAUAUGCAAUGCCGAUAUGAAAGACAGUGGAAUGUACUACUGUGAGGCACGCAAUGAGGCUGGUAGUGAAAGCUGUAAUAUGGAAUUGAGAGUUAAAGAGCCACCAUCCUUUGUAAAAAUGUUAGUACCCUCAGAUGUUGUAAAGGGCUCAAAUGCAUUUUUUGAGUGCCAAAUCAUUGGGACUGCUCCAUUAGAAAUUACAUGGCACAAGGAUCUGAAGGAAAUCAAAUCCAGCACAAAGUACAGUUUUUCACAAGUUGAUGACAUACUGAGACUUGAGGUGCAAAAAUGUGAUGUCAUAGAUGUAGGUGAAUACCAGUGCACUGUUGCUAAUGAGGUGGGAAGCUGUUCUUGUAAGACUACACUGAACAUUAAAGAACCACCAUCAUUUGUGGAGAAGAUCCAGAGUGUUGCCACUGUGUUGGGCCAACUAGCUAAAUUCCAGUGUAUUGUGGCUGGCUCACCAACCUUGUCCGUGCAAUGGCAAAAGGAUGAGAAUUGGAUCUUGGAAGAUCCUAAGAUUGAAAGGAUGUUUGAAAAUAAUGUGGCAACUUUAAAGAUUCCUGUUUGCGAAGCCUGUCACAGUGGGAAAUAUACCUGCCAGGUCCUAAAUGAAGCUGGACAAGACAAGUGCUUUGCAAGCCUGACUGUGCAAGAGCCCCCACAGAUAACGGAGAAACCAGAGAUGAUAAAGGUGACCAUUGGGGAUCCAGUCAGUUUAGAGUGUAAAGUGACCGGCUCCCCUGAGCUCAGGGUUAAAUGGAUGAAAGAUGGCAAAGAGCUUCAGUCCAAACCACAACAGAAGCUUAGCUUUGAGAACAAUGUCAGUUGCCUUAAAAUUCAAUCUGCACAGAUGGAAAAUGGAGGGGAUUAUGUCUUUGAGGUGGCUAACCACAUUGACACCUGCCACUGCAAACUCAAACUGGUUGUACUAGAACAAGUGAUCCCCCCAAGCUUCAUCAAGCCUUUGAUGGCCAUGCAGGAAAUACUGGGUUCGUUUGUUCAAGUUGGAUGCAAAAUAUCAGGAUCACUUCCUAUAUCUGUGGAAUGGCAGAAAGAUGGGAACAUAAUUUCUAGUGGUGGACGACACAAGCUUCUUCAGGAGGACAAUUCUGUAUCUCUGGAGAUGGAGCAGCUAGACAGAGCUGAUGCAGGCACCUACUCUUGCAAACUAACUAACAAAGCAGGGAGUUGUGAAUGCAGUGGAGCCUUAAGGGUCAAAGAGCCUCCCAGCUUUGUGCUGUCGCCUGAAUCUCAGGCUGCUCUCCCGAACACAAAUGUACGCUUUAAGAGCACAUUUAAAGGAACACCUCCCUUCACAGUGAAAUGGUUCAAGGAUGACACUGAACUCAUGACUGGACCGUCAUGUUUUACUGGACUGGAAGGCCUGUCAUGCUUCUUAGAUCUUUACUCAGUGGGAGUUUUACAAAGUGGAGUUUACUCUUGUCAAAUUAGCAAUGAUGCUGGCUCGGCAAGAUGUAGUGCUGAUUUAACAGUGAAAGAACCCCCUGAGUUUGUCCUGAAACUCCCACCCACUAAGUUCGUGAAGCAGUCCGAGCCCCUCCGUCUCGAGUGCAAGGUCACCGGUUCUCCACCCCUCCGAAUGACCUGGUUCAAAAACGACAAUAAGAUAACAGAUGGUGGUAACUACAAAACGUCAUUUGUCGAGUCAAUGGCGGUCCUUCAGCUCCUUACAACACGAUUUGAUGAUAAUGGAGUCUACACCUGCGAAGCUCAGAAUGAUGCUGGAAGUGUUAGUUGCAGCACCACUCUUACUGUCAAAGAUCCCCCAUCUUUCCUCAAAGUCCCACAACCUAUUGAAGGAAUGAAGGGCAAGGAUGUCAGUAUGUCAUGUGAAAUUAAUGGCACUGCACCCUUUGAGAUUAACUGGUACAAGGACAAAAAGCCUCUAAAAGAGAGCAGAAAGUACAAGAUGGUGAAUGAGGAUAGCUCUGCUACUCUUCAUGUCAUUGGAUUAGAGGACUCAGAUGCUGGUGAAUACGAGUGCAAGGCAGCAAACAGUGUAGGAAGUGAAACCUGCCGAACUACAGUUAGACUCAGAGAGCCACCUGCAUUUGUGAAGAAGUUAUCUAACAUGACAGUCAUAUCUGGCAAGGAGGUGACUCUGGUGGCCACUGUCAAAGGCUCUCAGCCAAUGACUGUGUCUUGGGUUCAAGACAAGGAUCACAUACUCAGAGACGGUGACAACCGGAAAAUAACCUUUGAGAAUAACCAGGCCACUCUUAAAGUUUUCCAAGCAGACUCUACCACAGCUGGGAAAUACACCUGCCAACUCAAAAAUGAUGCUGGCAUUGUGGAAUGUUUUGCUAACUUGACUGUCCUAGAGCCUGCAAAGGUAGUGGACAGACCAGAGUCUCUUAGUGUCACCGCAGGUGAUAUUGCUGCCCUAGAGGUCACAGUAUGUGGGACACCAGAGCUAAAACCAAAAUGGUUCAAGAACGGUGUUGAGCUCUCAUCUGGCAAGAAGUACAAAAUCUCCUUCUCCAAGAUGAUCUCCAGCCUGCAGGUUCUGUCAGCGGAGAGAAUUGACACAGGAGAAUACACGUUUGAAGUUGAAAACGAGGUUGGCAGAGACCUGAGCAAAAUCAACCUCACUGUUCUAGAUAAGACCAUACCUCCCACAUUCACACGGAAACUGAAGGAUUCUAAUACAAUUGUUGGGAAACCUGGUGAGAUGGAAUGCAAAGUGUCAGGUUCUCAACCUUUCACCAUUACCUGGUACCACGAUGGGGAGGAAGUCAGGAGUGGACCAAACUAUGAGAUUGCAUUCACUGACAACAAUUGCACACUCAAAGUGCCCACUCUUAAGUUGUCCGACUCUGGAGUGUAUAAGUGCAAAGCUGUGAACAAAGCAGGAGCAAAUGAGACCUCUGCGUCUUUCAUUGUGAAAGAGCCUCCCUCUUUCGUGGUGCAACCUCAGCCAAUGGAAGCAAUGCCCGGAACAAAUGUUACUUUCUCAGCCAUUGUUAAAGGAAGUGCCCCCCUGAAACUCAAAUGGUUCAGGGGCAGCAAAGAAAUUGUGUCUGGAAGGGACUUUAUGAUUGCUUUACGGGACAAUAAAGCCACUCUGGAGUUGUUCAAAAUCGAUAAAUCCCACGCUGGAGAGUAUACAUGUCAGAUCAUUAAUGAUGCUGGGAAGGAGAGCUGUCCGGUUCACUUGUCUGUUAAAGAAUCGGCACGCUUCGUUAAAAAGCUGAAGGACCUCUCUGUUGAGAAAGGGAAACCCCUGGUUCUUGAAUGCACUUAUACUGGAAGCCCAAAGAUUUCAGUUAACUGGUCUAAGGAUGGUCAACAGAUUUUUGCCUCUUAUAAGUUCAACAUCACCACUACAGAGAGCUCAUGUAUCCUGGAAUGUUUGAACACGGAUGACAAAGAGGCAGGAGGCCGAUACUCUUGUGAAGUAUCCAAUGAUGCUGGAAAGGAUAACUGCCAUGCACAAGUGUCAAUUCUGGAACCACCCUAUUUUAUUGAAAAGUUGGAGCCCAUGGAAGUGACUGCAGGUGAUGCAGUCUGUUUGAAAUGCCAGGUUGGAGGAACACCUGAAAUCAAAGUGUCUUGGUUUAAAGCUGAUGGAAAAGUGAGAUCCACUGCAACCUGCAAAAUUGAAUAUUCCAAAGGCACUGCCUGUUUGAAGCUAAGCAAAGCAACUAAGUCGGAUAUCGGCGAAUACACCUGCAAGGCAGAGAACACAAUAGGCUCUGCCUCUUCAAGCUGCAGACUCAAUGUUCAAGAGGCCAAAACACCACCUUCCUUCCCAAAGAAAAUCACGAGUCUUCAGCAGACUGAGGGUCAAGCAGUCAGGUUUGAAUGCCGUGUGGCUGGGUCUUCUCCCAUCGAAGUCUCUUGGCUCAAAGACGGUGAACCUCUGAGAAACCAAAAUGAAUUCUCCACAUCUUACGAUGAUAACACAGCUGCCCUGCAAAUCCACAAGGGAGAGAUGAGGCACUCUGGAGAGUACACUUGUGUUGCUACCAACAGUGUUGGAACAGCUUCCUGUAGAGCCAAACUCACUCUUCAAGAACCAAGAUACCCCCCUGUGUUUGACAGAAAGCUCCCACCCCAGGAUGUAUCAGUAGGGGGCAGUGUUGAGCUUGAAUGCCACAUGACGGGGUCAAUGCCAAUAAAAGUCACUUGGUCAAAGGAUCAUAAAGAUAUUCGAUCUGGGGGAAAUUAUAAGAUGUCCUGCGAGAAUAAUACCCCCCAUCUUACUAUUCUGAAGGCUGAUAAAUCUGACACUGGACGCUACUUUUGCCAGGCCUCUAAUGAUAUUGGCAAGGACUCUUGUUCCGCAGACAUUUCUGUGAAAGAGCGUAAAAUCCCUCCCACCUUCACCAAAUUGCCAGCAGAAAACAUUGAAGACACAGAGGGCAAAGUGGUGAAGAUAGAGGGUCGUUUAUCUGGAUCUCAGCCCAUGACUAUCACCUGGUAUAAAGAUAACAGUGAAAUCCACAGCUCUGAUAAGUAUGACAUUUCCUUCAAGAGCAAUGUGGCUGUGCUGUGUAUCAAGAACUCCCAGGUCUCUGACAAUGGCAGAUACAGCUGCAAAGCUACCAAUGAAGCUGGAACUGCCUCCUGUCCAGCCUCAGUUGCCAUUUCUGAGCACAGGAAACCUCCAGUAUUUGAUGUCCCUCUAAAGCCAGUGACUGUGAAUGAGGGAGAGAAGUUGAGCCUUAGAUGUCAUGUUCGUGGAUCUCCUCCCAUUAAGAUUCAGUGGAUGAGGGACAGGAAGGAACUACAGUCCUCCACUAACACUAAAAUCACAUUCACUGAUGGCACUGCCUGUUUGGAUAUCAAUCAAACGUCUAGAACGGAUGCAGGGGACUAUCUCUGCAAGGCUACCAAUGAUGCUGGUAGUGAAUUCUGCAAGUCUAAAGUGACAGUGAAAGAGAGAGCUGGAGGAGCAUCUCCACCUUCUGAGACAACCCCUGCAGCUACCACACCUACUAAGAAACUGGACAAUCUGUUUUUCAUCGAGGAGCCAAGAACUGCCCAUGUUUCUGAGAAGGGCACUGCAACGUUUAUUGCCAAAGUCGGAGGUGAUCCCAUUCCAAAUGUGAAAUGGAUGAAGGGCAAGUGGAGGCAGAUCACUCAUGGAGGUCGCAUCACUAUUGAGCAGAAGGGCCAGGAGGCCAAGUUUGAAAUAAGAGAAGUGACCAAAUCUGACUCUGGGCAGUACAGAUGUGUUGCCACCAACAAACACGGAGAAAUAGAAUGCAACACUGACUUGAAUGUUGACGAAAGGAAAGACUCUGCUGGUAUGGAAGGAGAUUUCAGAGCAAAACUGAAGAAGACUCCUUCCAAACAGAAGAGUCCACAGGAGAGUAAAGACAUAGACAUUGUGGAGUUGCUCAGAAAUGUCGACCCUAAGGAGUACGAGAAAUAUGCCCGUAUGUAUGGCAUCACUGACUACCGUGGCCUCCUUCAGGCCAUUGAGCAACUGAAGAGGGAGAAAGCUGAAGAAAGUGGGAGACCGGAAGCAGAUCGAGGAGAUAGAGAUUCUGAUGAAGACAUGGCCAAACUAGUGGCUGAUCUACAGAAAAGAAUGGAGCGUACUGAGCCUGUCACUGUGAUAAACGACAUAGCAGAUCAGACCGUGGUCACAAAUAAGGAGGCGGUGUUUGAGUGUGAGGUCAAGAUCAACUACCCUGAGAUUUCCUUGUCCUGGUACAAGGCAACACAGAAGCUUGACAGUAAUGACCAAUAUGACAUCAGCAUUGUUGGUGACCGCCACAUUCUGAAGAUCAAGAAGUGUCAGUCCAAGGACCAGGGAAACUACCGUGUGGUUUGUGGCCCACACAUCUCCAGUGCCAAGCUGACAGUGAUGGAAGCUGAGGUUGAAAAGCACCUUCAGGAAGCUGCGGUCCCUAGAGUCCCUGUGGAUGAAUCUGUCCAGAAAACCACAAUAGGGAUGAGGCAGCAAGUCCCACCCAAAGAUCAUGAAGCACCCAAGAAACCAGAGGACAAACAUACUAAACCAUCUAUACAGGAUACACCAAAACCAAUCACAGCCAAAAAAACAGUAGAGGAGAAGAUCUCUACGGUAUUGGCUCCUGAGAAAAAGGAACACCCCUCUCCUAAAGAUGAAACCAAGGGACCUGUUACAGCACCUGGAGGAGCCAAGAAAGAUGGAAAACCCGCUGAAGAAGCAGCAGGGAGGGGUAGAGGUAGAGGUCUAAAAGCCAAGCAGACUCCAUCCCCUGGUGAAGGAGGCAGGGGAAGAGGAAUGAGACCUGGUGGAGACAAACCACCAGAGGAACCCUUUGGAGGAUUCAAGCUCAAAGCUGUUCCCCUUAAGUUCAUUAAAAAACUCCAGGACAUAGUGUUGAAGGAAGCUGAAUCUAUUGGCUCAGCAGCUGUGUUUGAGUGUGAGGUUUCACCCUCUACUGCAAUAACAACAUGGAUGAAAGAUGGAAGCAACCUAAGAGAGAGCCCAAAACACAAAUUCACCUCUGAUGGCAAAGAUCGCAAACUGAACAUCAUUGAUGUCCAACUCUCUGACACUGGCGAAUAUACUUGUAUCGCCAAGAAUGCCGGCAAAGAAAUUACAUGUACAGCCAAACUCAUUGUUGAGGAGCUGCCUGUGAAGUUCAUUAAGACCUUGGAAGAAGAGACUUCAGUCCUUAAGGGACAGCCUCUAUACCUGACCUGUGAGUUGAACAAAGAGAGAGAUGUUGUAUGGAAGAAGAACGGUCAGCCCCUCAAGAAAAUCGCAGGGAAGAUGGCUAUCAAUGUCAUUGGAAUGCAACAUGCAAUUACACUCCAGGACUCAGGGGAAGAAGAUGCUGGUAACUACACAUGUGAGUGCGAGGACAUCAAGACAGAAACAGAAGUCAAAGUAAUUGAAAUCAUCAGAGACUGGUUGGUGAAACCACUGAGAGACCAGCAUGUGAAACCUAAGGCCACAGCCACAUUCAAGUGUGAACUCUUCAAAGACACACCCAACUGGAAGUGGUUCAAAGGGGAUCAAGAGAUUUCCAAUGAUCCCACUGACAAAACAGAGGUCAAGAAAGACGGAAAAGAAGUGACUCUUACCAUCAAGAACUCACAGCCUGAUGAUGUAGGAGAAUAUGCCAUGGAAGUUGAAGGACGUAGAUAUGCUGCUAAACUAACACUUGGAGAACGUGAGGCUGAGAUCUUGAAGCCUCUCUCCAGCAUUGAGGUGGUUGAGAAAGAAAACGCAUCCUUUGAAACUGAGAUUUCUGAAGAGGACGUGGCCGGAGAAUGGAAACUUAAAGGGCAAAUCCUGACCAGAUCACCAACUUGUGACAUUAAAGCUGAGGGCAUGAAACGUUUCCUCACUCUGAAAAAUGUGGAAGUUGAUCAGUCCGGUGAAGUAUCUUAUCAGGCUCUGAAUGCUAUCACCAGCGCUAUGCUCACAGUCAAAGAAAUCGAAAUGGACUUCACAGUCCCCUUGAAGGACGUGUCUGUACCUGAAAAGAAACAGGCUAAAUUUCAGUGUGCCAUCACAAGGGAUGUGCCAAAGGUCAUGUGGCUAAGGGGUUCUGACAUCAUUUCACAAGAUCAAAAAUAUGAGAUAAUUGAUGAUGGGAAAAAACAUAUGUUGGUCAUUAACAACUGUGAAUUUGAUGAUGAGGCACAAUAUACUAUUCAAGUUUUGGGCAAAAGUUCAACAGCUAAGCUCACUGUCGAGGGUAUGAGGCUUAAAUUUGUCUCACCACUAAAGGACCAAACUGUGAAGGAAGGUCAAACUGCUCAGUUUGAUGUUGAGCUUUCUCAUGAGAAUGUACCAGUGACAUGGUACAGAAAUGAAAUAAAACUGCAUCCAAGCAGAACAAUUGUCACCCAAGUUGAUGGAAAGAAACACAUAUUAAUAAUGAGGGAGUUGACACUAGAUGAUACAUGCCAGAUUAAGGCAGAGGCUAAAGGAUUUCCCUCAAUGGCAAACUUGACGGUGAUAGAGGGUGACGCAUACUUCGUAGUGAAGUUGCAAGACUAUACCGCUGUGGAGAAAGACGAGGUCACUCUGGACUGUGAACUCAGCAAAGACGUCCCUGUGAUGUGGUACCACAAAGAGACAGAGAUCAAAGCCUCCAAGAUGGUGACCAUAAAGGCUGAAGGGAAACGCAGAGUGCUGUCCAUUAAGAAAGUGGAGGAAAAAGAUAGAGGGCAAUAUGUAUGUGACUGUGGAACUGACAAGACCAUGGCAAACAUCAAUAUUGAAGCUCGUGAUAUUAAGGUGGUUCGCCCCAUGUAUGGUGUUGAGCUCUUUGACGGUGAGACGGCUCGUUUUGAAGUGGAGAUUUCUGAAGAUGAUAUCCAUGGCCAGUGGAAGUUAAAUGGAGAACCCCUUACUACCUCUCCUGAUGUCGAAAUGAUUGAGGAUGGUGCAAAGCAUACUUUGACUUUGUACAACUGCAAGGUAUCCCAGACAGGUGAAGUGGGAUACCAGGGGGCUAAUGCUAAGUGUUCUGCUAACCUAAAAGUUAAAGAGCUUCCGAUUACCUUUAUUAUCCCGCUGAGUGACGUUAACGUGUAUGAGAAGGACGAGGCAAGGUUUGAGUGUGAGGUGUCAAGGGAACCCAAGACCUUCCGUUGGCUCAAGGGAUCUCAGGAACUACAGUCUGAUGACAAGUAUGAGAUUACAAAAGAUGGAAAAAGGUUCACGAUGGUGGUGAAAUCUGCCGCCUAUGACGAUGAAGCCAAGUAUGUGUUUGAGGCAGAGGACAAGAGAACAACUGGAAAACUAAUUAUCCAAGGCAUCCGCCUUGAGUUUGUCAAGCCCAUUAAGGAUGUCACAGUGAAGGAGCGUGAGACAGCAGAGUUCAGUAUUGAACUUUCACAUGACAAGAUCCAGGUCACUUGGUACAAGAACGAUGUGCGUUUGCAUCCCAGCAAAGUGGUGCACAUGUCAGAUGAUGGCAAGUUCCACACCCUGGCCUUCAAGGAAGUGUCCAUUGAUGAUACAUCUCUGAUCAAAGUGGAGGCCAUGGGAAAGACAUCAGAGGCCAUGCUGACUGUUCUAGAGGGAGAGGCCUAUUUCACAACCAAGUUGCAAGACUACACUGCAGUAGAGAAGGAUGAAGUGACACUGGUUUGUGAACUGAGCAAGGCUUCCGCUCAAGUGAGAUGGUUCAAAGAUGGACAGGAGAUUGUUCCCUCCAAAAAUGUGUUAAUCAAGGCCGAUGGAAAGGGGCGUUUUCUUACUGUUAAGAAAGCAGAGAAAGGCAACAUUGGAGAAUACUCAUGUGACUGUGGAACUGACAAAACUACUGCCAGGCUGAACAUUGAGGAGCGUGACAUCAAGAUAGUCCGUCCCCUGUACAGUGUGGAAGUGACAGAGACUGAGACUGCUCGCUUUGAGACAGAGAUCUCUGAGGAGGAUGUGCAUGGUCACUGGAAGCUCAAAGGAGAAACCCUUCACCAGUCUCCUGACUGUGAGAAAAAGGAGGAAGGAACAAAGCAUAUUCUGAUCCUGUACAACGUUCGUAAGGAUCAGGCAGGAGGAGUUGAUUUUCAGGCAGCCAAUGCUAAAUCCAGUGCUCAGCUCAGAGUUAAAGCACGGGUGAUCGGCCUAUUGAGGCCUCUCAAGGAUGUUACUGUUACUGCUGGGGAGACUGCAACAUUCGACUGUGAACUGUCAUAUGAAGGCAUUGCCGUGGAAUGGUUCCUAGGGGGUACAAAGUUGGAACCAAGUGACAGAGUGGUCUUCAGGUCUGAGGGCAGAACUCACACUCUGACUCUCAGAGAUGUGAAGAUGACAGAGGCUGGUGAGGUACAACUCAUUGCUAAAGACUUCCAGACACAGGGCAAACUGAUUGUAAACGAGCCACCAGUUGAGUUCACCAAACCUCUGAAGGACCAGACAGUAGAAGAGGAGGCCACUGCUACUCUGGAAUGUGAAGUUUCCAGAGAAAAGGCUGAAGUCAAAUGGUUCAGAGAUGGACAGGAGAUCCGCAAAACUAAGAAACAUGAAAUGGUUGCUGAUGGCCGCAAGAGAAAACUGAUCAUUCAAGGCUGCACACUUGAUGAUUCUAAGACAUAUUCCUGUGACGCAGGGGAAUUCAAAACAUCUGCUUUCCUGAAUGUUGAACCUCCACAUGUUGAGUUCAGUAAGCCGCUCCGUGAUGUUGAGGUCAAAGAGAAGGAAUCUGCGAGAUUUGAAUGUGAAGUUUCACGUGAAAAUGCCAAGGUCCGCUGGUUUAAGGAUGGCAGUGAAAUCAGAAAAGGGAAAAAGUAUGAAAUAAUUGCAACAGGUCGCCAACAUAUCCUCAUCAUCAACAAGUCAGUCUUUGAUGAUGAAGCUGAGUAUGAAUGCGAUGCAAAGACCUCCAAAUCCUCUGGCAUGCUGACAGUUGUCGAGGAGGAGGCUAGGUUCUCAAAGAACCUGUCUAACGUGGAAGGAACAGAGACAGACAGCGUGAAAAUGAUCUGUGAAGUAUCAAAGCCCAGUGCUGAAGUCACCUGGUACAAGGGUGACAAGGAGCUGCCUGAGGGAGGAAGAUAUGACCAGAUUGUGGAUGGAAAGAAGAGAAUUCUUAUCAUCCAGGAUCUCAAAAUGGACGAUGCUGGAGAGUACAACUGCAGACUGAGCAACGCUAAAACGUCUGCUACACUGAAAAUCAAUGAACUUGCUGCCGAGUUCAUUGCCAAACCUCAGAAUCAGGAGGUGGUUGAGGGAGAAAAGGCUGAGUUUGUCUGCUCGGUCUCCAAGGACACCUUUGAAGUCAAAUGGCUGAAGGAUAACAAGCAGCUAGAAGCUGGUGAUAAGUACCAGAUGAUCUCUGAUGGAAAGAGAAGAACUCUGGUUAUAAAGAACUGUGAUCCGAAGGAUGAAGGAGGCUACGCUGUGAUGAUUGGCACUACAAGAGCUUCAGCUGACCUGUUUGUUCUCGAGAAACUUAGGAUCAUUACACCACUCAAAGACACAGAAGCAAAAGAAGGACAAGAGAUUGUCUUGAAUUGUGAAGUGAACACAGAAGGAGCCAAAGCCAAGUGGUUGAAAAAUGACGAGACUAUGUUUGAGAGCAGCACGUUUGUCAUGGUGCAGAAAGACAAUGUCUUUUCUCUGAGGAUCAAGGAUGGUCAGAAGACAGAUGAAGCUAACUACACUAUCACACUAACAAACCAGCGUAAUGAACAUGCUAAGAGUUCUGCAAAACUCACUGUCAAAGAGGAGAGUCUGAAAAUUGUUACUCCUCUGGAAGAUGUUGACACACAAGAGAAGAAGACAAUUACCUUCUCCUGCAAGGUGAACAGACCAAAUGUCACUGUCAAGUGGAUGAAGGCUGGCCAGGAGAUUACCAUGAGCAAGCGCAUCCUGUACAGGGUAGACAAAGACAAACACACGCUGACCAUCAAGGACUGUAUUCUGGCCGAUGAGGGUGAAUACACCGCAGUUGCCGGUGAUGACAAAUGCACCGCUGAGCUUAUCAUCAGUGAGGCACCCACAGACUUUUCCACACAACUUAAAGACCAGACCAUUACUGAGUUUGAGGAUGCUGAGUUCACCUGCAAGAUCACCAAGGAGAAAGCAGAUGUCAAAUGGUACAGGAAUGGACGUGAAAUUAGAGAAGGACCAAGAUAUACGUUCAGUAAGGAGGGAAAGAUCUGCAAACUGCAAAUCAAGGAGUGCAGACCAGAUGAUGAGUGUGAAUAUGCUUGUGGAGUUGACGAGAAACGAUCCAGGGCUAAGCUCUUCGUUGAAGAGACGACUGUUGAGAUUGUGAGACCACCCAAGGAUGUGUAUGAGCCUCCAGGUUCAGAUGUUGUCUAUGAAGUUGAGUUGAACAAAGACAAAGUUGAGGUCAAAUGGUUGAGGAACAACAUGACUAUUGUCCAGGGAGACAAAUACCAGAUGAUGAGUGAAGGAAAAGUCCACAGACUGCAGGUGUGUGAGAUUAGACCCCGUGACCAGGGAGAGUACAGAAUCAUCGUCAAGGACAAGGAUGCCAAAGCCAAGCUGGAACUGGCAGCCGUUCCAAAGAUUAAGACCACCGACCAGAGCUUUGUGACAGACGCUGGAAAGCCCAUUGUGAUGGCUGUUCCUUACAGUGCCUAUCCCAAAGCUGAGGCAAACUGGCUGUACAACACUCUAAGUAUGCCCAAGGACAACAUUCACACAGCCACAGACAAAACUGAGUACAGACUGAAGGACCCUAAGAAGUCCGAUGAGGGACGUUACAAGGUGGUCAUCAAGAACAAACAUGGAGAGGGAGAAGCAUUCAUCAACCUCAGUGUCAUUGACAUUCCUGGCCCAGUCAAAAACCUGCAAGUGGUUGACACUGCAGACGGUGAGGUCAGCCUGGCCUGGGAGGAGCCGGAGAGCGAUGGUGGCAGCAAGGUCAUUGCUUACGUGGUGGAAAGGCGUGAUGUAAAGCGCAAGACCUGGACACUGGCCACAGACCGCUCUGAAGCUCCAGAGUACUGUGUAACUGGGCUCCAGAAGGACUCCAUGUAUUUGUUCCGUGUCUGCGCUCGUAACAGAGUUGGCAGUGGACCCAAUGUAGAGACAGACAAACCUGUACAACCGAAGAAUAAGUUUGACGUUCCUGAUGCACCUCAGAAUGUAAAGGUUGGAAAUGUUAGCAAAUUUGGAGCAACUGUGUCCUGGGAACCUCCUCGGUCUAAUGGAGGAUCAGAGAUAACCUCCUACAUCAUCGAGCUUCGUGAUAGAACGUCUGUGAGCUGGUCUGCCGCAUUGGUCACCAAACCCGAGGACCGCAGCGCCAUCCUUAAUGAUGUCAUUGAGAACAAAGAAUACAUCUUCAGGGUCAAAGCUGAGAACAAAGCUGGAAUUGGCAAGCCAAGCGCUGCCACCAACCCAGUCAAAAUCAUGGACCCCAUCGAGAGGCCCAGCCCCCCUAUGAACCUGGUCCACUCAGAACAGAACAAGAACUCAGUCCAGCUGACCUGGGAGACUCCCCUGAAAAAUGGAGGCAGCAUGAUCACAGGCUAUAUCAUUGAGAGGUGUGAGGAUGGAACAAACAAGUGGCUGAGAUGCAACGCUCGGCUCUGCCAGGACCUUUGCUAUAAGAUCUCUGGUCUGAAGUAUGGUCUGAAGUACAACUACAGAGUAUUUGCUGAGAACGCAGCUGGAAUGUCGGAUUCCUCUAACAUUGUUGGACCUUUACUGGCUGAUGAUCCCCACUUUGCCCCCACUUUUGAUCUUGGUGCCUUUAAGGAUGGCCUGGAGGUCAUCGUUCCUCACCCUCUCACUAUCCGUGUCCCUAUCUCUGGAUAUCCCAUACCCACUGCUAAGUGGACCUUUGGAGAUAAGCAGAUGACUGCCGGGGAUCGUGUAUCCAUGGUUACAAAGAGUACCUUCACAGAACUGCUAGUUACCCCCAGUGUGCGUCCAGACAAGGGCACAUACACCCUGCACCUGGAGAACGACGUGUCUUCCGUCUCAGGAGACAUUGAGGUCACUGUUAUUGCAUCUCCAAGUGCGCCCAAGGACUUUAAGGUUGCAGAAGUUACCAGGCAACACGUGCACCUGAUGUGGGAGGCACCAGAGCAUGACGGAGGAAGCCCUCUGACUGGCUACCAGAUAGAAAAGCGUGAUGUGUCCCGCAAGACCUGGGUGAAGGUGAUAACUGGCGUUCAGGACCAGGAGUUCACUGUGACUGAUGUUGUUGAGGGGAAGGAGUAUCUUUUCAGGGUUACUGCCUGCAAUAAAUGUGGCCCAGGAGAGCCUGCUUACAUUGACGAGCCAGUCAAUGUGUCCUCUCCCGCCACUGUGCCAGACCCCCCUGAGAACCUGAGAUGGAGGGACAAGUCUGCUCAUGGCAUCUUCCUGACCUGGGAGCCCCCUAAAUAUGAUGGUGGCACGGGUAUCAGAGGCUACAACGUAGACAGAUGCCAGCGUGGCACAGAAAAGUGGGAGCCCUGUGGCGAUCUUGUAGCAGAACUCAAGUUGGAGGUAACUGGUCUGACUGAGGGACAGUGGUAUUCCUAUCGUGUUAGAGCUUUGAACAGACUAGGAGCCAGCAGACCCUGCAAGGCCACAGAUGAAAUCCUGGCUGUGGAUCCAAAAGAGGCUCCAGAGAUUCUGCUUGAUGUGAAGCUACUUGCUGGACUGACUGUCAAGGCUGGAGCUAGAAUUGAGCUUCCAGCUGAUGUGCUUGGAAAGCCAGUACCUAAAGUGAAAUGGACCAAGGCUGACCUGGCCCUGAAGACAGAUGACAGAGUGUCUAUUGUUGACAAGCCUGGUCACUCUAUGGUGACUGUUGCAAAGACAGUGAGAGAGGACACAGCCACCUACAUCAUUGAAGCAGUCAACAGCAGUGGUCGUGCAGCUGCAACUGUGGAUGUCAAUAUUCUUGAUAAGCCAGGUCCUCCUGCUGCCUUUGACAUUUCUGAGAUCACCAAUGAGUCCUGCUUCCUUGCAUGGAACCCUCCCAGAGAUGACGGGGGCUCAAAGGUCACCAACUACAUUGUGGAGAGGCGAGCUGCAGACAGCCAGAUCUGGCACAAGCUUUCUUCCACUGUCAAACAGACCACCUACAAGGCCGUCAACCUGGUGGCCUUUAAGGAGUAUGUUUUCAGGGUGUUUGCAGAGAAUCAGUUUGGAAUUGGCGCAGCAGCUGAACAUGCUCCAAUCAUCGCUAGAUAUGCCUUUGACACCCCUGGGGCCCCCACUAAGCUCGAGCCCUCUGACAUUGCCAAGGACUCCCUGACUCUCACCUGGUAUGAGCCAGAGGAGGACGGUGGUAGUCCUAUCACUGGCUACUGGGUGGAGAGGUUAGAACCUGACACUGACAGAUGGAUGAGAUGCAACAAACUUCCCAUUAGGGACACUACCUUCAGAGUGAAAGGCUUGCCUACAAGGAAGAAGUACAAGUUCAGAGUCCUGGCUGAGAAUCUGGCUGGACCUGGAAAGCCUAGCAAGGAAACAGAUCUGAUCCUAGUCAAAGAUCCAAUUGACCCUCCAUGGGCUCCUGGUAAGCCAACGGUCAAGGAUGUGGCCAAAACCUCAGCCUUUUUGAUGUGGACCAAGCCUGAGCAUGACGGAGGGGCUAAGAUUGAGUCCUACAUUAUUGAAAUGCUGAAGAGUGGAACGGUGGAUUGGAUCCGUGUUGCUGAAGACAUCAAUAUUCUGGAGCACUUCCUGAAAGGCCUGAUGGAAAAGCAGGAGUACUCCUUCCGGGUCAGGGCUGUCAAUGCGGCUGGAGAGAGUGAACCUAGCGAGCCUAGCGACCCCGUACUUUGCAAAGAGAGGCUCAACCCACCAACUCCCCCUCGCUGGCUGGAGGUGGUAACAAUCACCAGGAAUAGCGCUGAGCUGAAGUGGACUGCUCCAGAAAGAGAUGGAGGGUCUCCUGUCACCAACUACGUAAUUGAGAAGAGGGAUGUCAGACGUAAAGGCUGGCAGGCAGUAGACACCACUGUAAAGGAGACCAAGUACACUGUGACUCCUCUAAACGAGGGCUCCCUGUACGUAUUCCGUGUGGCUGCUGAGAACGCUGUUGGACAAAGUGGAUUCUGUGAAAUGGAGGACUCCAUUUUGGCUAAGGACACUUUCACUACUCCUGGGCCACCCUAUAAUGUGGCAGUGCUGAGUGUGUCCAAGAGACACGUUGAUCUUCAGUGGGAGGCUCCACAGAAUGACGGUGGAAGACCCAUACUGAGGUAUUCCCUUGAGAAGAAAGAGAAGUUGGGAACCCGCUGGGUGAAGUGUGGCAAGACCGCCGGACCUGACUGCAAGUACAGGGUAACUGACGUCAUUGAGGGAACUGAGGUUCAAUUCCAAAUCCGGGCUGAAAACGAGGCUGGUGCUGGACAUCCCAGUGAACCUACUGAGAUCCUUACAGUUGAAGAUCCUACAGGUCCUCCCUCUCCUCCCAUUGAGCUUCAUGUGACUGGAGCCAGCCGAGACUACAUUUCCAUUGCCUGGAAGGCCCCUGAAAGGACAGGCGGAGCCUCUAUCUCUGGCUAUCAUAUUGAGAUGUGCGAGGCUGGCACCGAAAAGUGGAUGAGGGUCAACUCUAGACCCGUCAAAGAAAUGAAGUUCCGGGUAGAAGAGGGUAUCGUUCCAGAGAAACAGUACGUCAUAAGGGUCCGGGCCAUCAACUCUGUUGGCAUCAGUGAGCCCUCUGACAUAUCGGAGAAUGUCUUUGCCAAGGACUCUGACUGCAACCCAACUCUGGAGUUCCAGACCCUGGAUCUGGUGGUUGUGGAAGGUGAGAAGAUGCAUCUGCCAGUUCCCUUCAGAGCUGUGCCCCAGCCCAAGAUCACUUGGCACAAAGAUGGCAAGGAGAUGAAGGCUGAUGAGAGACUGACGUUCAGGUCAGAGUACACAUCCUGCCACAUGGAGAUUGAUAGCUGUCUGCACGCUGAUGCUGGCCAGUACAAGGUCACCUUGGAGAACAAUCUUGGAACCUGCAGUGGGACCAUGAAUGUUAAAGUCAUUGGCCUUCCUGCUCCAUGCAAAGAGAUUAUUGCCACUGACAUCACUAAGAACUCCUGCAAGGUGUCCUGGGACCCUCCAGACUAUGAUGGAGGAAGCCCCAUCCUCCACUAUGUGCUACAGCGCAGGGAAGCUGGCAGGAGGACCUACGUCAACAUGAUGUCCGGAGAAAACAAGGUCAGCUGGCCCGUGAAAGACCUCAUCCCCAACGGAGAGUACUACUUCCGGGUCAAAGCUGUCAACAAGAUUGGUGGAGGAGAGUAUAUUGAGCUGCGAAACCCUGUUAUCGCAGAGGAUCAGAAACAACGCCCUGACCCACCUGUUGACGUUGAAACACACAACCCCACUGCCAAGACCAUCACACUGACCUGGAAGCCUCCAAUGUAUGACGGUGGCUGUAAGAUCAUGGGUUACAUCCUGGAGAAGAUGAUGAAGGGAGAAGAUAAAUUUGAGAGGUGUAACGACUUCCUGGUCCCCGUGCUGUCGUACACAGUCAGGGGUCUGCGUGAUGGAAAGCAGUACCAGUUCCGUGUGAUAGCAGAGAACGCAGCUGGAGUCAGUGACCCAUCUCGUAGCACUCCCAUGGUGAAGGCCUCUGAUGCCGUUGAACCACCCAAGGUGUUCCUGAGUGGUAAUCUGCAGUCUGGCCUGAAUAUCAAGAGAGGUUGUGAGAUCCGCCUGGAUGCCUGUAUCUCUGGCUCCCCCGCCCCCUCCGUCACCUGGCUGUGGAAUGAUAAAAUCAUCAGACCUGAAGCCCUCAGGAAGAGACUGGAGAAACCCAUUGUCAAGAAGGUAGAUACAGAGAAAGAAAAGAAAGAAAAGGAGGCCAAGGAAAAGGAGGUGAAGAAAGAGGAGGGUAAAGAGGAGAAGAAAGAAGAGAAGGCAGAGGAGAAGGCAGAGGAGAAGGCAGAGGAGAAGGCGGAGGAGAAAAAAGAGGAGAAAAAAGAAGAGCAGCUUGCUCUUGAGUCCGAGGAGCCAGAUUACCCAACCCUCAAUGAGCGUUUGACCAUUGAUGACCGUAAAAGGGGAGAGUCAUGUGCUAUCGUCAGGGAGACAAUAAGAGGUGACCAUGGUGUCUACACCAUCAAGGUGGAGAAUGAUCAUGGUGUGGCCUCUGCCACCUGUGAAGUCAACGUACUAGAUACACCUGGACCUGCUGUCAACUUCAGGUUUGAGGAAGUGAGAAAGAACACAGUUAUCUGCAAGUGGAAUCGCCCUCUUGAUGAUGGUGGUAGUGAGAUCCUAAACUACACCCUGGAGAAAAAAGACAACUCCAAGAUGGAGAUUGGCUGGGUUACUGUGACCUCAACACUUAGGGGGUGUAAGUACCUUGUGACAAAGCUGAUUGAAAAGAAGGAGUACAUCUUCCGCGUCACAGCCGAGAACAAGUUUGGUGCCGGACCACCCUGCGUCUCUGCGCCACUCAUCGCAAAGAAUCCAUUCGAACCCCCCGAGGCUCCUGAGAAGCCUGAAAUAGAGGACAUCACUGCUACCUCCAUGCUGGUGACCUGGACCGCACCCAAGGACAACGGCAGCCCCAUCCUGGGCUACUGGGUGGAAAGGAGGGAAAUCAACAGCAGCCACUGGACCAGGGUGAACCGCAACAUCAUAGAAGACAUGGAGCUCAACGUGGAAGGUCUGCUGGAGGGUCUCACCUACAUCUUUAGAGUUGCUGCUGAGAACCAGGCUGGCCCCGGGAAGUUCAGUGUCCCUUCGGAACCCAAGACGGCACAGGAGCCAAUCUUGCCUCCUGGACCACCCUUCCCCAGAGUGGUUGACACCACAGAGUCUUCUAUCGAUGUGGAAUGGGAUCCUCCUACUUACAAUGGUGGAGGGGAGAUCCUGGGCUACCACGUUGACAAGACGAUGGCUGGCUCCAAGGACUGGUCCCGCUCCACUGAGAGGCCCUGGAAGAACCGAACCUUUACGGUCUUUGGGGUCCGAGAGGGCGCCAAGUACAUUGUCAGGGUGAUUGCCUGUAAUGCUGCUGGAGAGGGAACACCUGGGGUGACAGAGGCUGUCUUCGUCAGGGACCCUCAAGAAAUCCCAGUGGUGGAGUUAGACCUUACAGUGAAGAAUGGUGUUGUGAUCAGAGCUGGAGAGACACUGUCUCUGCCUGCCCAUGUGACUGGCAGACCUCCUCCAGACAUCAAAUGGACCAAAGAUGACGGAGCUCCAGAGAAAGAGCGCGUUGAGGUGGAGAACGUUGGAAAGGAGAGCAUUCUUCGCAUCAAGAACGUCCAGAGGAAGGACGUUGGCAAAUACCAGAUCACUGCCUCCAAUCCCAGUGGAACAAAGUCUGCCUGGACCAGGGUUGAAGUGAUGGAUGUACCUGGGCCUGUACUGGACCUGAAGCCAGUGGUUGUGACUCGUAAAUUGAUGAUGUUGAAUUGGUCCGACCCUGAUGAUGAUGGUGGCAGUGAUUUGACUGGUUUCAUUAUUGAGAGGAAGGACGCAAAGAUGCACACAUGGAGGCAGCCAAUUGAGACCCCCUCAUCUAAGUGUGAGAUUGUGGGCAUCGUUGAGGGACAGGAUUACAUGUUCCGCGUUGUUGCUAAGAACAAGUUUGGCUGUGGACCACCUGUGGACCUGGGCCCGAUUAAAGCAAUUGAUCCUCAAGGUCCACCAACCGCCCCUGAGAGGUUCCACUACACAGAGAGAACCAAGUCCUCCCUCAGUCUGGCCUGGAGACCUCCCCGUAAUGACGGUGGUAGUCCAAUCAUUGGCUACUGGGUUGAGAAGAAGAGGCAGGAUGCUGCGGCAUUCGAGCUUUGCAACAAAGAGAUGUGCACUGCUCUCACCAUGGAAGUAGAGGGUCUCGAAGAGCUGCUUUUGUAUGAGUUCCGAGCCAAGGCUGUCAACCUGAUCGGAGAGAGUGAGGCCUCCAUCACAAUGACGGUUGUGAUUCAGGAUGAUGAAGUGGCCCCCGUUGUGACAAUGUUGAAGGUCUUCAAGGGUGACAUCAUCACAGUUAAGAAGGGAGAGCCUAUUGAGAUCCCAGCUGAGGCUACUGGUCUCCCUCCGCCCAAGGUGGAAUGGUCCAAGGAUGAGGUCAUCAUUGCGGAGCCCACUGAGACACUUCUGAUGGAGACAAAGGAAGUGAACAGGAUGAAGGUUGACACCAAACUCAGCAUUCCUGUUGCUGCCAGGAAGGACAAGGGAACCUAUACCAUAACAGCUUCCAAUCGCUUGGGAAAUGCUAGUCAUACCAUCACCGUCAUGGUGCUUGAUCGCCCUCUGCCACCUAGGAACUUAGAAGUCUCCAACAUCAGGGCUGAGUCCUGUUACCUCCACUGGGAGGCGCCAUUGGACAAUGGUGGCAGUGAGCUGACAAACUACAUUGUGGAGAAGAAGGACAUCAACACAGAGAACCCAGAAGAGAGCUCUGACUGGGUGGAGGUCACAAACAGCAUCAUAGAGAAAAGAUUUGGGGUGUGGAACCUUAUAACAGGCAAUUCCUACCAGUUCCGCGUCAGAGCAGAGAACCGUUAUGGGAAGAGUGAUGCCUGUGAAUCAGAGGAGGUCCUGAUCAAGGAUCCCUUCGGUCUGCCAGGUCCCCCAGAAAAGCCCACCAUUGCAGAGUACUCCAAGACCUCCAUGGUGGUGACCUGGGAACCGCCUCUGGACAACGGAGGCUCUCUCAUCAGUGGCUACUGGCUGGAGAAGAGGGAAAAGGGCUCCUCUUACUGGGCACGUGUCAAUAAGUCACCUGUGACCAAGAGAGGCCUGAAGGGCUGGGAGUUCCAGGUGACUCGUCUAAAUGAGGGCCUGGAGUAUGAGUUCCGUGUCAUGGCCUGCAACUCUUCCGGUGUUGGACCCCCAAGUGGACCCUCAGACUCGGCCUUCGCAGUAGAUCCUAUAACUCCUCCUGGCAUGCCGGCUGCUCCAGUAGUGGCAGACAAGACAAAGCACAGUGUGACCCUGUCCUGGACUCCACCUGAGAAGGACGGAGGCAACCCUAUCAAGGGCUACAUUAUUGAAGCUCAAGAUGAGGGGACAACAGAGUGGUCCAGACUCACUGAUCCAGAAAACCCACACCCCACCACAGAAUUCACUGUGCCAGGCCUGAAGGAGCUGAAACUCUACCGCUUCAGAAUCAUUGCUGUCAAUGACAUUGGAGAGUCAGAUCCAAGCCCCAAGACCACUGAGAUCCUGGUGGAGGAGGUUCACGUGGAGCCUAAGAUCUUUGUGGAAGUGAGCGCUCAUGACCUGCUAUGUAUCCGGGCUGGUGCUCCCUUCAAAAUCCCAGCUGUCAUCAAGGGACGACCUGUUCCUAAGGUGACCUGGGAGUUUGAGGGACCAGCCAAGACCGAGAAGAAGAAUCGCCUCCACAUACUCCCUGUGGACUCAGAGAUUGAGUCUACUGACACCACCUCAGUCAUCACUGUCCCAGAGAGCAAGAGGAACCACUCUGGCAGGUUCACCAUCACAGCCAAGAACAAAGCCGGACAGAAACACGUCAAUGUCAGAGUCAACGUCCUUGACGUACCUGGACCUCCUAAGGUGCUGAGAGUGACAGACAUUGCCAGGGCAACCAUGAGGCUGAUCUGGAAGCUGCCAGAUAAUGAUGGUGGUGAGAGAAUAAAGAGCUACUUCAUUGAGAAGAAGACCUUGACCAGCAAAGCCUGGACCACAGUUAACCCUGCGUGUGCCAGCCAGGCCUUUGUGGUGCCAGACUUGCUGGAGGGACAGGAUUACCUGUUCCGCGUGCGGGCUGAGAACCGCCUGGGCUUCGGACCCUUCACUGUGACCACUGAGCCUGCCAGGGCCAGAGACCCCAUCUACCCCCCUGACCCUCCAACCCAUGUCAAGGUCAACCUUGUGACCAAGAACACCGUGACACUGACCUGGGUUCCUCCCAAGAACAAUGGUGGUGCUCCUGUCAAACAUUACAUCAUUGAGCGCCUGAGCUGGGACACCAGUGGCAAGGAGAAGGAGACGUGGAAACAAUGCAACAAACGUGAUGUGGAGGAACUGACCUUCAUUGUAGAGGACCUGAAGGAAGGUGGCGAGUAUGAGUUCAGAGUCAAGGCUGUGAACGAGGCAGGCCUUAGCAGGCCCUCUGCCACAGCUGGACCACUCGCCAUCAAGGACCAGACAUGUGCUCCAUCUAUCGAGUUAAGAGAGGCCCUGGACGGAGAGGAGGGAUGUGAUGUCAGCCUUGUAGCCAAAAUCCAGGGUUGUCCCUUCCCAACUCUAACCUGGCAGAAGGCCGCCCUGGAUAAGCCAGAGGAGAAGACUGCUGUUCACUAUGAUCAGCACGUCAACAAGUUGGUGUCUAACGACAAGUGUACACUGCUGAUCCAGCAGUCAAGGAGAGAUGACAGUUCCCUCUACACCAUCACUGCCAGCAACAGCCUGGGCACAGCCAGCAAGGAUAUUAAACUCACUGUUCUUGGGCGGCCUGGACAACCUGUUGGACCUAUCAAGUUCACUGAGGUGUUUGCAGAGAGGAUUGGGUUGUCAUGGAACCCACCCAAGGAUGACGGCGGCUCCAAAGUGACAAACUAUGUUGUUGAGAAGCGUGAGGAGAGCAGGAAGUCAUGGGUUCAUGUCUCCAACGACCCUAAAGAGUGUGCCUACAUCGUCCAGAGGCUAACAGAGGGACACGAGUAUGAGUUCCGCAUUAUGGCUCAGAACAAAUUUGGAGUUGGACCUCCACUGAUGAGCGAGCCUGAGAAAGCCAGGAAUCUUUUCACUGUCCCUGGCCAGUGUGAGAAACCCACUGUCACAGACGUAUGCCUGGAGUCCAUGAUCGUCAACUGGGAGGAGCCAGAGUAUGACGGGGGAUCAUCUGUGACAGGCUUUUGGCUGGAAAAGAAAGAGACCGCAAGCAAGCGCUGGACCAAAGUGAACCGUGACCAAAUCAGGAGCUCGCCUCUCGGUGUCAACCACGAAGUGACUGGUCUUCUGGAAGGAGCACUCUACCAGUUCAGAGUCAUUGCCAUCAAUGCAGCAGGGUGUGGCCUGCCCAGUGUGCCCUCUGACCCUAUCCUCUGCAGAGACCCCAUUGCUCCCCCUGGACCUCCAACACCCAAGGUGACAGACUGGACCAAGUCCACCGUAGAUCUGGAAUGGAUUCCACCUCUGAUCGAUGGUGGAUCUAAGAUCACUGGUUACUUUGUUGAGUUCAAAGAAGAAAAGAAAGAGGGAGAGAAAGAAAAAGAGAUUAAGGCAAUGUUGGAUGAUGGAGAGGAGAAAGAAGUGGAAGUAGAAGAGUGGGAAAAGGCCAAAGAUAAGGAGAUUAGAGGAACCAAGUUUGUGGUGAGUGGGCUGAAGGAGCUGGGUCUGUACCGGUUCCGAGUGAGAGCAGUGAAUGCUGCAGGAGUUGGUGAUCCUGGAGAUGUUUCUGAAGUCAUUGAGGUCAAAGACAGAACAAUUCCCCCAGAGGUAGACCUGGACGCCACAGUAAAGGAGAAGAUUGUGGUCCAUGCUGGUGGAACGAUUCGUAUCAUUGCCUAUGUGUCUGGCAAGCCGGUUCCAGAGAUCACUUGGAACCGUGAUAACACGGAUCUGCCUAAAGAGGCAGCUGUGGAGACCACAUCCAUCAGCUCUGCGUUGGUCAUUAAGAACUGCAGGAGACACCACCAGGGCAUCUACACACUGACUGCAAAGAAUGAAGGAGGCGAAAGGAAAAAGGCUGUUAUUGUGGAAGUGUUGGAUGUUCCUGGCCCAGUGGGUCUGCCCUUCUGUGGAGAAAAUCUCACCACUGACUCUUGCAAGCUGACGUGGUCUUCCCCUGCGGACGACGGUGGCUCUGCCAUCACCAACUACAUAAUUGAGAAGAGAGAGUCAGACCGUAUGGGCUAUACCUCUGUCUCCUACACUGUUACCCGCCACAAUGCUGUGGUCCAGGGUCUGCUGGAUCUUAAAGGCUACUUCUUCAGAAUUGCUGCUGAGAAUAUCAUUGGAAUGGGUCCUUUCAUCGAAACAGACAAAAUGGUCCUCAUUAAAGAUCCCAUCUCGGUCCCUGAGCGUCCUGAGGAUCUGGAAGUCACAUCUAUCAAGAAGGACUCCAUUAGCGUUGCCUGGAGACCGCCCAAGUACGAUGGUGGUGCUGAGGUCACCAGCUACGUGCUGGAGGCUCGUCUGAUCGGAAAGGACAACUUUUCACGCAUUUCAGAGGACCCGCUGAUGGACAGAAAGUUCGCCUACGUGGGGUUGAAGGAAGCCUCCACCCAUGAGUUCCGCGUUAGCGCAGUGAACCAGGUUGGUCAGGGCAAGCCCUCCUUCUGCACCAAGCCCAUCACUUGCAAGGACGAACUUGAACCUCCAACUCUGGACCUCGACUUCAGAGACAAAACUAUUGUGCGUGUUGGAGAUGCUUGCACUCUUCAGGGUCGUUACACAGGCAAGCCAGCACCCACCAUCACCUGGACCAAGAACGAUGAGGAGCUAAAGGCUGAGGAUGACGUCUCCCUCACCAACACCACAAGGACCUUGUGCCUGACCAUCGGCAAGGCUAAGCGUGAACACAGUGGCAAGUACACUGUAGCUGUGGAGAACAUCACUGGAAUACGCAAGGGAUUCUGCAACGUCACAGUUGUUGAUCGGCCCCAGCCUCCAGAGGGCCCGGUCGUGUUUGACGAGGUAUACAGGAACUACAUGGUGAUCUCCUGGAACCCUCCUCUGGAUGACGGCGGCUGUCCUAUCUCCACCUACAUUGUGGAAAAGAGAGACACCAACAGAGACCUGUGGAUGCCUGUUACAUCAUCAUGUACCAGGACCUCUUGUAAGGUUCCCAAGCUGAUUGAGGGACGAGAUUACAUCAUCAGGAUCUGCGCUCAAAACAUCUACGGCAUCAGCAACCCACUGCUGUCUGCUGAGACAAAGGCUAAGGAUGUCUUCAAGGUUCCAGAUGCUCCUACACAGCCUGUAGUGAAGGAGAUGUUCAAGGACACUGCCUUGCUGACCUGGAUCCCCCCUGCAGUUGAUGGUGGCAAGCCCAUCACCAACUAUGUCGUUGAGAGGAAGGAGACAAUGUCCACUAGGUGGAUACGUGCUGGCAAGGACCGCAUAUUCCCCACACCAGAGUACUGGGUGCCAGACCUCCUCCCGGGAUGUGAAUAUGAGUUCCGUGUCAUGGCAGAAAACGUUGUUGGAGUUGGCGAUCCUAGCCCUUCGUCUAAACCUAUCUUCGCUAAAGAUCCAAUUGUGAUUCCAAGCCCACCAGUGCUCCCUGAGGCCAUAGACAAUACCAAGGAGUCUGUCACUUUGUCCUGGCAACCUCCUAAGGACUGCGGCAGGGGAAAGAUCUUCGGUUACUUGUUGGAGUUCCAGAAAGCUGGAGAUGAGGAUUGGCAAAAAGUUAACCAAACUCCAGAUUCCUGCCAGGAGACCAAGUUCAAGGUGAUCAACCUGGAAGAUGGGUCCCUGUACCGCUUCAGAGUGACGGCUGUGAAUGCAGCUGGAGAGUCUGAAGCAGCAUACGUCAAAGAGCCAGUCAGAGCAAUGGACAGGCUUGAACCCCCGGAGCUCCUCCUUGAUGCUGGUAUGGCCCGUGAGAUCAAGGCCAUGGCAGGAACCCACAUCAGCCUGAUUGCUGGCAUCAAGGGUAUCCCCUUCCCCAAGGUCACCUGGAAGAAGAAUGAGGCAGACGUGCCUCCCAGGUCUGAGAUUGAGGUCAACCAGACAGGAACCAAGCUGCAGAUGCGUUACUGCAACCGUGAUGACUGUGGUGACUACACCCUAACUGUUGAAAACGCAGCUGGCUCCAAGACUGCCACCUGCACCGUGCUUGUCCUGGACAAACCUGGCCCUAUCCAGCACCUGAGGAUCUCUGAGGUGAGGAGCGACUCUGCCUACAUCUCCUGGAAGGACCCAGAAGACAAUGGUGGAGCUCGAAUCACCAACUUUGUGGUGGAGAAGAAGGAUGCAGCAGCCCCACAGUGGGUGCCUGUGUGCUCCUCCUCGAAGAAGCGCAGCAUGAUGGCCAAACAUCUGAUGGAGGGCACCUCCUAUUUCUUCCGUGUGGCCGCUGAGAAUCAGUUUGGCAGGAGUGAAUACAUUGAAACCACCAAAGCUGUCAAGGCCAUGAACCCUCUCUUCCCACCUGGACCACCAAAGGACUUGCAUCAUGUUGAUGUGGACAAGACAGAGGUGUGGUUGGUUUGGAACUGGCCAGAUCGCAAUGGUGGAAGCGACAUCUCAGGCUUCCUGGUUGAGUACCAAGAGGAAGGAGAGAGAGACUGGAUUAUCUUCAAGAAUGUCAGCAUCCCUGAGAGUCAUGUGACUGGUUUAGAGGAAGGAAAGACCUACAGGUUCCGUGUUAGAGCAGAGAAUGCCGUCGGCUUGAGCAGGCCUGACACCACUCUACCCGUCCUCUGCCAGGAGAAACUGGUGGCUCCUAUUGUUGAGAUGGAUGCCAAGCUUAUUGAGGGCAUUAUUGUGAAGGCAGGAACCACAAUCAGACUCCCAGCCAUAAUGAGAGGUAUUCCGGUACCUACUGCCAAAUGGUCAAUUGAUGGAACAGAGAUCACCACAGAGGGCAACAUCAAGGUUGACACUGACAACUUCUCCACUGUCCUGAGUGUCAAUGAAUGCACUAGAAACCACACUGGCAUCUAUCUCCUGACUGUGUCCAACCCAGCUGGUACCAAGACCCUCGCUCCGAAUGUGACUGUUUUGGAUGUGCCUGCUGCUCCCAUUGGACCAGUUAACAUCCUGGAGGUAACCCCUGAUUCCAUGGAGAUUGACUGGCGUCCACCUAAGGAUGAUGGUGGAAGUCCUGUCAUAAAUUACAUUGUUGAGAAGAGAGAGUCUAAGAAGGAGACGUGGGGAGGUGUGAGCUCUGGCAGCACAGCCACCCAGCUUAAGAUAACCCGUCUGCAGAAGGGGGUUGAGUAUGUGGUGCGUAUCCGUGCAGAAAACAAGAUAGGGAUUGGUGCACCUCUUGAGAGUGCACCAACUGUUGCACAGCACUCGUUUGAGGCACCUGCACAUCCAGGCAAACCAAACACAUCAGACAUAGCAGAGGAUGCUGUGACUGUGGGUUGGACCAUGCCACUAUGUGAUGGUGGUAGUCCCAUCAGUGGAUACAUCAUCGAGCGUCGACACAAGGGUGGAAAAUGGAUCCGUGUCAACAAGACUCCAUGCAAGGAUCUUAGAUACAGAGUACUGGGGCUCUUCGAGGGAAAUGAAUAUGAGUUCAGAGUUUUCGCUGAAAACAUUACUGGUUACAGUGGACCGUCUCCUUCCUCAGACCCAUGCAAACCAUGUCGUCCAAUCACAGUCCCUGGACCUCCAGUUAACCCUAGAGUCAAGGACUACAGCAAGUCAAAUGCAGAGCUGGUUUGGAUUAAGCCAAACAAAGACGGAGGCAGUCCCAUCCUGGGCUACAUUGUUGAAAUACAGAAAGCUGGUGCACCUGAGUGGGAGAAAGUGAACAAGGAUGAUAACAUUAAACUGUGUGCCUACACAGUGAAAGGUCUGGAAGAGGGCCUAGAAUAUAGAUUCCGUGUCAGGGCCUGCAACAUGAUAGGAGAUGGAGAAUCAAGAGACAUCCCUGAAUCCGUUGUUGCACAGGAUAUUCUCAUCCCUCCAGAGAUUGAAAUGGAUGCUACAUGCCGUGACCGUCUGACUGUCCGUGUCGGACACAACAUUAACAUUAUUGGCUAUGUGAAAGCCAGACCUGACCCUGAGAUCACCUGGAAGAAGGGCGAGACUGUGCUGGAGACGGAGAAGCGCACAACUGUUAUUCUCAACUUACCUGUUGUUCAACUGAAAAUCAAAGAGGCAACUAGGGGAGACCACGGCAAAUACAUUCUGAGGGCCAACAACUAUAGUGGUGAGGCCGAAGCUACAAUCACUGUGAAUGUUCUGGACAGGCCUGGACACUGUCAGAACCUAAAGUCAACAUAUGUGACCAAAUCAUCUUGCAUGGUAAACUGGGAUAACCCUGAGGACAAUGGAGGCUCGGAGAUCACCAAUUACAUUGUUGAAUGUCGUGAACCCAGCCAGAGGUUGUGGUCCAUGAUCUCCUCAGAUUGCUCAAACCGCAUGGUUAAAGCCAAACUUUUGGAGGGCCAUGAGUAUUUGUUCCGUGUUUGUGCUGCAAACAAAUGUGGCCUCGGACCAACCACUGAGACAAAAAUACCAAUCCUCGCUAUUGACCCCAUUGAGAAGCCUGGCGAGCCAGAGAACUUCCACAUUACUGACAUCGGAAAGAACCAUGUUUUCCUGAAAUGGAGAAAACCCGACUAUGAUGGAGGUAGCCCCAACAUUUCAUACAACCUGGAAUUUAAGACUAAAGAUGCCGAACAAUGGGAAGAAUUGAACCCUGAUCUUCUCACUAGCACAUUUUUCAUGGCUGACAAAUGCACAGAAAAACAGAUUUAUCAGUUCAGAGUGCAGACUUGCAAUGAGGGUGGAGAGAGCGCCUGGGUAAAGACUGGAGAUGUUCUUGUGAAGGAGGAUAUUCAGAAACCCGUGCUUGACAUGAAGAUGGUUGGCACUCUUGUGGUGAAGGCUGGUGAUUCCAUCAGGUUUGAAGCAGGCCUGAGAGGAAAGCCUCAGCCUGAGGUGAAAUGGGCAAAAGACAGGUCCACAGGAGACAACCCCAGGAUCACCAUAGAAACUGGCGCAGACUACUCCAAAUUCCUUAUGAUCAAAGCUAAGCGCUCAGAUACUGGAAAGUAUGUGGCCACUGCUACCAACUCUGCAGGAACAUUCACUGCAUAUGCUUCUGUCAAUGUUCUUGACAUCCCUGGAGCCGUGAGGGAUCUGAAGGUAUCAGGUAUCUCUGUAGACAAGUGCAGAGUGGUCUGGGAUCCCCCAGAGGAUGACGGCGGAUGUGAGGUCGACAGCUACAUUCUGGAGAAAUGUGAGACCAGGAGAAUGGUCUGGUCCACCUACUCUGCCUCAGUCGUCACCAACUACUGCAACGUCACUCGCCUGGUGGAAGGAAACGAGUACAUCUUCAGAGUGAGAGCAGAGAACAAGAUGGGAACCGGUCCAGCUAUUGAGAGCAAAAACGUCACUGCCAGGACUCAGUUCAACAGGCCUGGUCCCCCCGAGGCACCUGAGGUCACCAAGAUUGGCAAGGAGGAGAUGACUGUGGUUUGGGCUCCUCCUGAGAAUGACGGUGGCAAGUCCAUCACAGGCUACAUCCUGGAGAGGAAAGAGAAAAGAGCUGUUAAGUGGGUCCCAGUUACCAAGAGUCCCAUCUCUGAGAGACGCUUGAAAGUGACCAAAUUGAUCCCUAAUCAUGAGUACCAGUUCCGUGUCAAAGCAGAAAAUGAGGUUGGACUGGGAGAUCCAAGCAAACCAUGCAGACCAGUGGCAGCCAAAGAUCCAAUUGAACCCCCUGGUCCUCCUGGCAGUCUGAAGGUUGCAGACAGCACCAGGACGUCCAUUACCUUGGGCUGGGUCAAGCCUAUGUACGACGGUGGAGCUCCCAUCAUUGGCUACAUGGUUGAGAUGAGAAUCAAGAGUGAAAUUGACCCUGAAAAGCCAGAUGAAGGAUGGAAGAAGUGCAAUACUGGUGGGCAGCUGGUGCUUACCGAGUUUUCCAUUCAGAGUCUGGAUGAAAAGAAGGAAUACGAGUUCAGAGUUUCUGCUCAGAACCAGGUCGGUAUGGGCCGUCCUGCUACGCUAAAGGAAGCUGCUUCUCCCAAAGAGGUUCUGGAGGCCCCAGAAAUCGACCUAGAUGCCAGUCUGAGGAAGGGCUUCUCUGUUAGGGCAGGCUGUCCAAUCAGACUGUUUGCCACAAUCAGAGGCAGACCUUCCCCCAAGGUGACCUGGAAAAAGAUUGGGGUCGACAACGUCGUGAGAAGAGGUCAUGUGGACCAGAUUGAUACCAUGUCCUUCCUUGUCAUCCCUGAGAGCACACGGGAUGACUCUGGCAGAUACUCUCUGACUCUGUCUAACUCUGCUGGGGAGAAGGCCGUAUUUGUCCGUGUGAAAGUACUUGAUACCCCUGGUCCUGUUGGAGGCCUGGAGGGUACUGAUGUCACCAAGACGUCUUGUCAACUGGCCUGGUUACCCCCUGAUAAUGAUGGUGGCAGCCCCAUUCUGAAUUACAUGGUUGAGAAACGUGAAGUUGACAGGAAGACAUGGACGAAUAUCAUCAAUGACCUGAGGAAAACAAGUUUCAAAAUCACCAGUCUCACACCAGGCAUUGAAUACUACUUCCGAGUUAUGGCUGUGAAUAAGUAUGGCAUUGGCGUUCCACAAGACUCUCCCAAGUCUUAUCUGGCAGUUGAUCCUAUCAGUGAGCCUGACCCACCCAAGAAGAUGGAUGUGUUGGACAUUACCAAGAACAGUGCCACUCUGGGCUGGCUGAAGCCUCUAAGAGAUGGAGGAGCCAAGAUUAAUGGAUACGUUGUAGACUACCAAGAGGACGGCCAGCCUGAAGAUAAAUGGACACCAUACUCUGUGGUCAAAGAUAUGACAAUUGUGGUGGUUGGACUGAAGGAAAGCACAAAAUACAAAUUCAGGGUCGCAGCCAGAAACUCAGUUGGGGUCAGUCUUGCCAGAGAGGCUGAGGGAAUCUUUGAGAUCAAGGAACAGCUGUUGCCCCCGAAGAUCAUCAUGCCAGAUAUCAUCACAGCACGUGCAGGAACAAAAAUGGUGAUCGAAGCCAUAGUGUCUGGAAAACCUCCACCAUUCUGUAAAUGGAAACAAGGAAAUGAGGAUGUGCUGACAUCUGACCGCCUGUCUGUGCAAAAAACCACAACCACCUGUAUGCUGAUGAUCAAGAAUAUCACCAGGCAGGACAGUGGUUACUACAGUCUGUCUGCUGAAAACAGCACAGCCAGGAUCAACCAGAUCCUUAGAGUGGUCGUCAUGGACAUUCCUGGGCCACCUGAAGGUCCUAUUGAGAUUAGUGAGUGCGACAUCGAUGCCUGCACCCUCCUGUGGAACGCCCCUGCAGAGGAUGGUGGCACCAACAUUACCAACUACAUUAUAGAGAAGUGUGAUGUAUCCAGAGGAGAUUGGUUGACUGUUUCUGCUUCCUGCACUAAGACCAGUUUCAGGGUGACCAAGCUCACCCCUGGAAAGGAGUACAGCUUCAGAGUCCGUGCUGAGAACAGGUUUGGCAUCUCUGAGCCUAUCUACUCAGAGAAGUGGAUCGCCAGAUAUUCCUUUGACCCUCCAAGUGAGCCAAGGAAUCUCACCAUCAAAAAGAUCAACAAAGACUUUGUGAUCUUGAACUGGGAGAAGCCAUCAAGUGACGGUGGCAGCCCCUUGACUGGCUACUGCAUCGAGCGCAAGGAAAGGAACAGCCUGCUGUGGGUGAAGGCUAACGAGUCAGUAAUCCGUUCUUUGGAGUACACCUGCUUCGGCCUGAUCGAGGGUCUGGAGUACACCUUCAGAGUGUCAGCUCUGAACCAAGCUGGCCAGGGCAAACCUUGCAAACAGUCAGAGUUUAUCACCGCAAGAACUGCAGUUGAUGCACCUGGCAAGCCCGAGGCCAUGGAUGUUACCAACAACUCAGUCUCUUUGGUCUGGAGUCGUCCCAGACAUGAUGGAGGCAGCAAACUGAUUGGUUACUAUGUUGAGUUCAUGAAAAUCCCAGGGGAAACAUGGACUCGCUGCAAUGCCAACUGCCAGAAUGUCCAGAAGGAGGACUAUGUGGUGACAGGGCUGGAGGAAGGAAUGCAGUACCAGUUUAGAAUCUUUGCCAAGACUGCCAUCAACAUAAGUUCACCCUCUGAACUCUCAGACCUCAUCCCUGUGUUUGCUGAAAAUGUUCCACCUAGAAUUGACAGUGGCAUCAACAUGAAGAACUUAAUUGUGGUGAAAGCUGGAGCCAAUGUCUGUCUGGAUGCUGAGGUGUUUGGUAAGCCCCCACCCAAGGUCAGCUGGCAGAGGGAUGGUGCCCCCCUGGCCAUAGUAGAGGGCAUGAAAAGGACCCAGAAGAGACAUGUGCACCUCCUGGAGCUUUUCUGUGUCAGCCGAAAGGAGUCUGGAGACUACACUAUCCAUGCUGAAAAUAUUAACGGAUCCAAGUUUGCAAGCAUUAAGCUAAAAGUUCUCGACAAACCAGGCCCUCCUGCCUCAAUUAAGAUCGGCAAGGUGUUUGCUGACCGUGUCAAACUGAGGUGGGAACCCCCAGUGGCAGAUGGUGGGUCAGAGAUCACCAACUAUAUCGUUGAGAAACGAGAGACCAGCAGAGCAAACUGGGCCCUGGUGUCCUCCAACAUCCACGGCCAGCUCACAGACUGCACCGUAGAGAAACUUAUAGAAGGUCACGAGUACCAGUUCCGUGUGAGUGCUGAGAACCAGUAUGGCAUUGGAGACCCAAUCAUGACUGACCCUGUCAUGUCCAAGAACCCAUAUGAUGUCCCUGGACCUUGCGAUCCUCCAGUCAUCACCAAUAUCACUAGGGACCACAUGACUGUGAGUUGGAAGGCUCCUGCUGAUGAUGGUCGUGCUACUAUAUUGGGUUACAUGCUGGAGAAGCGUGAGUCUACUGAACUUACCUGGGCUAAGGUUAACCGCAAACCAGCGAUUGACAGGACUAUCAAGGCUGGUGGUCUGACAGAGGGUUCAGAGUACGAAUUCAGAGUCAUCGCCAUAAACAAAGCCGGUCUUGGAAAACCCAGUGAUGCAUCCAAUGCUGCCCUUGCGGUGGAUCCUGUAUACCCUCCUGGACCCCCUGCCUUCCCCAAGGUGGUUGACACAACCCACAGCUCUAUCAGCCUGAGCUGGACAAAGCCCGCCUAUGACGGGGGCUGUGAAAUCAUUGGCUACCUGGUGGAGUGUAAGAGAGUUGAGGCUGAAGACUGGAACAAGUGCAACGUUCCCCAGAAACUCAAGGAAACCAAGUUACUGGUUACGGGUCUCAUGGAUAGUACUGAGUACCAGUUCCGUGUAACAGCCGUGAACAAGAUUGGUUACAGUGAGCCCAGCGACGUCCCCGGCAACCACACGCCUAAGGAUAUCCUAAUUGCUCCUGAGGCAGAACUUGAUGCAGAUCUUCGCAAAGCACUGGUCCUCCGUGCUGGUGUCACCAUGAGACUUUACGUUCCUCUGAGGGGACGUCCUGCUCCCAAGGUCACCUGGUCCAAGGUGGAUGCCAACCUGAAGGAUAGACAGGGACUUAUGAUCAAGACCUCUGAAUGGGAUACUAUGAUGUACAUUGAAGAUAUAAACAGAUAUGACGCUGGAAAAUAUGUUCUGGCACUGGAGAACAGCAGUGGAUCAAAGUCUUACACUAUUGUUGUGAAGGUUCUAGAUUCACCUGGACCACCCCUUAAUCUGAUUGUAAAGGAGACCUCCAGGAGUCAUGCCUGCAUCACCUGGGAUGCCCCUCAGAUUGACGGAGGAAGCCCAGUAAAGAGCUAUGUUGUUGAGAAACGUUUAGCAGAGAGAAAGGCAUGGACUUGUGUUGCUGCAGAAAGCCCCAAGUCCUCCUUCAGGAUCACCAAUCUUGAGGCAGGUCAAGCCUACUGUUUCAGAGUUCUGGCUGAGAAUGCUUAUGGCAUUGGAGAUGGUUGUGAGACUGCAGGCAUGGUCAGAGCCUCAGAACAACCUGGGCCAGUGAUGGACUUCAAGCCACACCUCAUCACUAAAAACUCCUGCACCCUGGGUUGGAAGAGACCUGUCAGUGACGGAGGAAGUCAUGUCACUGCCUACGUAUUGGAGGUGAAUGAGGGAGAGGACAAGUGGAAGCAGCUCAUAAAGUCCAAGACCCCCACACAUAGUGUGACUGAUUUGGAGGAAGGGAAGGAGUACACCUAUAGAGUCAAGGCAGUCAAUGAAUCUGGAGAGGGCCCACCCACCGAUAUUGUGGUGCUGGCUAAAGACCAGAUAGUUCUGCCGGACUGUGACUUGAGCGCCUUGCCUGACCUGUGUUAUGUGGCAAAGGAGGGGAGCACCAUCCGUAUCCACAUCCCUGUCAUUGGAAAGCCCACUCCCUCCGUCCUGUGGAAGAAGGGUGACCUCACCUUAGGUGAUAGUGGCAGGAUGUCUGUGGAGACAUCUGGUGGCAUAACCACCCUGCUCAUCCGUGAUUGCCAGAGAGGAGAUGCUGAACAGUACACCAUCAAUGUGAGGAACAGUGGAGGAGUCAAAGAUUGUAAGAUUAAACUCAAGGUGGUGGGAAAACCAGGAAUACCAACAGGACCAGUCAAAUUUGAUGAGAUCACUGCUGAUGGCAUCAAUCUGGAGUGGGGUCCACCAAAGGAUGAUGGCGGUUCGGAGGUAUCCAACUACAUCGUGGAAAAGAGGAGGACCACAGACAGCAAGUGGGCUACUGUUGCCUCAGCUAUCCAGAAAAACGCCAUGAGAGUCACCAGACUUCAUGAUGGCAUUGAGUACAUCUUCAGAGUAUUUGCAGAGAACAAAUAUGGAAUUGGAGAGUGUCUCAGAUCUGACCCAGUGAUCGCUCAGCAUCCAUUUAAUGUGCCUGAAGCUCCAGCUCCUCCUGAGAUUGCAAGCAUUCGUCACGAGUCAGCCAUUCUGACCUGGGAGGAUCCUAAAGACACUGGAGGCUCCCCUAUUACUGGAUAUCAUGUUGAAUUCAAGGAAAGGAACAGUUUGAUGUGGAAGAGAGCCUCGAAGACCCCACUGAGGGCGAAGGAUUUCAGAGUGACUGGCUUGAUUGAGGGACUAGAGUAUGAAUUUAGAGUGAUGGCCAUGAAUAUGGCUGGGCUAGGAAAGGCAAGCAGGACCACUGAACCCAUGGUUGCUCUGGAUCCCAUUGAUCCUCCUGGCAAACCUGAUGUGAUAAACGUGACAAGAAGCAGUGUAACACUAAUGUGGACUCCCCCCAAGUAUGAUGGAGGACAUAAGCUGACUGGUUACAUUGUGGAGAAACUGGAGGCGGGAGAGAAGGCCUGGAUGAAGGCCAACCAUGUCAACAUUCAGGGCUGUGCUUUCACUGCAACAGAUCUCAUAGAGGGCUCAAGCUUGGAAUUCAGAAUAAGAGCAAAGAAUGCAGCUGGUGCUAUCAGCGCUCCCUCUGAGCAGACUGACACCUUGGUGUGCAAGGACGAAUAUGAGCCACCAACUAUCACCAUUGACCCUGAGAUGAAGGAAGGCGUGUCUGUCAGAGCCGGUGGCACCAUUGUGGUAUGUGCUGCCAGCAUCCUCGGAAAACCUCCACCCACCACUGUGUGGUCCAAGGCUGGAAGAGAGUUUAAGAAUUCAGAUACAGUCCAGAUCACCAGUACUCCUACAUCUUCCACACUGGCUAUUAAGUAUGCCAGCAGGAAGAACACUGGAGAGUACACCAUCACAGCCAGCAACCCCUUCGGUAUUAAGGAAGAACAUAUUAAGGUCAAGGUUUUGGAUAUUCCUGGACCUCCAGGCCCCAUUGAAGCCAGCAGCGUUUCUUCUGAGAAGUGUACAUUGACCUGGUUGCCACCAGAUGAGGAUGGCGGUUGCACCAUCAAGUCUUACAGUCUUGAGAAGAGAGAGACAAGUCGUCUACUUUGGACAAAACUGGCUGAAAACAUAAUGGACUGCAGAUAUGUUGCAAGCAAGCUGAUUAAGGGCAAUGAGUACAUCUUCCGUGUGUCAGCUGUGAAUCAGUAUGGCACUGGUGAUAGUUCUCUGUCCGGCCCAGUCAAAAUGGUUGAUAGCUUUGGCCCACCAGGCCCACCCUCAACACCAGAAGUCGACAAUGUGAGCAGGAAUGCUGUUACCAUUUCAUGGAAGAGACCAGUAGUGGAUGGCGGAAGUGACAUUAGAGGUUACAGUGUAGAAAGGAAAGAGAGAAAGGGUAUGAGAUGGGUGAGAGCUUGUAAGAAGACCGUCUCUGAUCUCCGCUACAAGAUCCAAGGCCUAAGUGAGGGAGUUGAGUAUGAGUUCAGAGUGACAGCAGAGAACAAAGCUGGCUUCGGAGUGCCCAGUGAGCCAUGUCAGCCUGUAAUGACCAAGGACAUUGUCUAUCCACCUGGACCUCCCUCCAAUCCAAGAAUUUCUGAUACAACUAGGACAACAGCCACCUUUAACUGGGGUAAACCUCACUAUGAUGGAGGCCUGGCUGUGGAUGGAUACAUUGUUGAGCACAAGAAAGCUGGACAUGAUGACUGGGAAACAGAUACAACCUCUCUGUUGAGAAUCACAGAAUUUGUGAUACCUAACCUUCAGAAGGGUGGCAAAUACCACUUCAGAGUCAGAGCAGUGAACUCAGAAGGAGUUGGGGAGCCAGCUGAGGUAGAGGAAGUCGUUGAACUGAUAGACCGUGAGACAAUUCCAGACUUUGAGCUUGAUGCUGAGCUGAGAAGAACCCUUGUUGUCAGAUGCCGUGGGUCCAUUCGUAUAUUUGUACCAAUUAAAGGCCGUCCAACUCCUGAGGUCACCUGGUCAAAGGACGACAUUCCUCUCAAGGGCCGUGCUCAUAUUGAUACAACAGAGUCAUACACUCUUGUGGUCAUUCCUGAUUGUACCAGAUAUGAUGCUGGAAAAUAUAACUUGACGUUGGAGAAUGUUGCUGGAAAGAAGACUGGAUUUGUUAAUGUACGAGUACUGGAUUCUCCAGGACCUCCAGUAAACCUGAAACCAAGAGAGAUUACUAAAAGUAGCAUCACACUUCAGUGGGAAAUCCCCAUUAUUGAUGGUGGAUCUAAGAUCCUUAACUACAUCAUUGAGAAGAGAGAUGCCACAAAGAAGGCUUACACAGCACUCACCACAACUUGGCAGAAAUGCUCCUACAAAAUUCCAGACCUGGUAGAAGGUGCUGAAUAUUACUUCCGCGUCUCUGCUGAGAAUGAACUUGGAGUUGGUGAGCCUGCAGAAACCCCAGAGCCAAUCAGAGCUUCCCAAGCCCCGACUGCCCCUGAAAAUCUUUAUGUCACAGAUGUAGCCCAGGACUCGGCCAGCCUUGCAUGGACAAAGCCAAACCAUGAUGGUGGCAGCAGGAUAACAGGAUACGUUAUUGAAGCACAGAAAAAGGACACAGAUCAGUGGGUGCAUGUGACAACUAUCAAGGCUCUUGACUAUGUAGUAACAGAGCUGACUGAAAAUGCCGAAUACGUAUUCCGCAUCAUGGCAGUGAAUAGCUCCGGCAGAAGUGACCCACGUGAGAGUAGACCUGCUAUUAUCAAAGAACAAACUGCUGCACCUUCAUUUGACCUGCGUGGAGUCUACCAACAGAUAGUCAUUGCCAAGGCUGGUGAUAAUGUUAAAGUGGAGAUUCCUGUUCUGGGUCGCCCAAGGCCUGCGGUUACAUGGAAGAAGGCGGAUCAGGACCAUGACCUCAAACAGACACAGAGAAUAAACACUGAAACAACAUCAACCUCAACUAUCAUCAACAUUGGUGAAAUCAAGAGGAAGGAUGGAGGUCAGUACUCUAUGACUGGGAAGAAUAUCAUUGGAACAGUGACAGAGACCAUUACUAUCCAAGUGCAUGAUAUUCCAGGCCCCCCCACUGGGCCGGUCAAAAUUGAGGAAGUUUCUUGUGACUACAUUCUGAUGUCCUGGGAGGGCCCUGAAAACGAUGGAGGCGUACCUAUUAACAAUUACAUAGUUGAGAUGAGGGAGACAACUGGCACAUCUUGGAUGGAGUUGGCAGCUACAGUCAUCCGUACAACAUUCAAGGCAGCUCGCCUCACAACUGGAGUUCAGUAUCAGUUCCGUGUCAAGGCCCAGAACAGGUAUGGCAUCGGCCCCUGUAUAACCUCAGAGGCAGUGGUGGCAGCAUAUCCAUUCGAUGUACCAGGACAACCAGGUAUUCCUCAAAUCACUGCAUUCAACAAGGAUGCCAUGACCCUCAGCUGGAAUGAGCCAUCUUCUGAUGGAGGCAGCCCAAUUUUGGGAUAUCACAUUGAACGAAAAGAGAAGAAUAGUAUCCUGUGGCAGAAGGUCAACAAAGCUAUUGUAGUAGGAAACAUUUUCAAAUCAACUGGCCUAGUGGAUGGAAUUGCAUAUGAAUACCGUGUUAUCGCUGAAAACAUAGCUGGCAUGAGCAAAGCCAGCAAAUCAUCUGAAACAACAUUUGCUUUGGAUCCUGUUGACCCACCAGGCCAACCAGUGGCAUUAAAUGUAACAAGACAUGAGGUGACUGUUCAAUGGACAAAGCCUGAAGGGGAUGGUGGAUUCUCAAUCACUGGGUACAUAGUGGAGAGAAGAGAACUACCCGAUGGACGUUGGCUCAAGGCCAAUUUCAGCAAUAUCCUUGAGACAAUAUUCACUGUCAGUGGUCUCACAGAGGAUUCUUCCUAUGAAUUCCGCAUUUUUGCACGAAAUUCAGCAGGAGCAGUCAGUAACCCAUCUAUACCUUCAGAGCCUGUCAUAUGCAGAGAUGAUAUUGAAGAGCCAAAGAUUGAAGUUGAUUCUUCCUUCAGCAGUGGAGUAGUAGUCAAAGCAGGAGAUGUCUUUAAACUUGAUGCCAGUGUCACAGGAAGACCACUGCCAUUGUUGGUAUGGACCAAAGAGGGCAAGGAACUUGAAGACACUGGAAAGUUAGAGAUCAAAUCAUCCGACUUCGCUACAACCCUAGUCAACAAGGAUUCUCUGAGAAGAGAUGGAGGUGCUUUCACAUUAACUGCCAGUAAUCCCGGUGGAUUUGCAAAGUUUGUGUUCAACGUUAAAGUUCUCGACAGACCUGGACCCCCCGAUGGCCCUCUUGCUGUUACAGAUGUCACUUCAGAAAAGUGCAUUCUUUCAUGGCUGCCUCCUUCUCAUGAUGGUGGUGGUAAGAUUGAGCACUACAUUAUUGAAAAACGUGAGACUAGCAGGCUGGCAUGGACCAACGUUGCAUCAGACUUACAAGUUAACAGAUUCAAGGUCUUAAAGCUGCUUAAGGGUAAUGAGUACAUCUUCAGAGUGAUGGCUGUCAAUAAAUAUGGAGUUGGAGAGCCUCUUGAGUCUGAACCAGUUGUCUCCACGAAUCCAUAUGUUCCAGCUGAUGCGCCACAAACUCCUGAAGUGACAACAAUCACCAAGGACUCUAUGGUUGUCUGUUGGGGACACCCAGAGAACAAUGGUGGAAGCAAUAUCUCCAAUUAUGUAAUUGAGAGAAGAGACAAAACAGGUCUGCGCUGGGUAAAAUGCAACAAGAGAACUGUGACUGACCUGAGAUUCAAAGUGUCUGGCCUCACACCAGGACAUGAGUAUGAAUUUAGAAUUAUUGCAGAAACGUCUGCAGGACUUGGUGCGCCAAGUGCCUCAAGUCCAUUCUACAAAGCUAUCGACACAAUCUUCCAGCCUGGACCCCCUGGAAAUCCAAGGAUCUUGGAUACAACAAAAUCCUCCAUUACACUUGCAUGGAACAAGCCCGUAUAUGAUGGUGGCUCUGACAUUACUGGAUAUGUUGUGGAGACCUGCCUCCCAGAAGAGGAUGAAUGGACCAUUGUCACUCCUAAGAAGGGCCUUACAGCGACCUCAUUUACAAUCACUAACUUGAAAGAGAAUCAAGAAUACAAAAUAAACAUUGCAGCUGUUAAUUGUGAGGGUAUUGGAGAGCCAGCGACAGUGCCUGGAUCACCCAAAGCAGAAGACAGGCUAGUUGCACCUGAGAUUGAUCUUGGUGCAGAACUCCGCAAAGUGGUCUGCAUCAGGGCCUGCAGCACAUUGAGGUUGUUUGUGCCUCUCAAGGGACGACCAGCACCUGAUGUGAAGUGGUCCAGAGAAAAUGGAGAGCCUCUGACAAAGGCAACCAUUGAUACCACCUCAUCAUUUACCUCUGUUCUCAUUGAGAAUGUGGACAGAUUUGAUGGUGGAAAGUAUUUGUUGACAGUUGAAAACAGCUCAGGCAGCAAAACAGCAUACGUGAAUGUCCGAGUUCUGGAUACACCCGGAGCACCACAGAACCUCAUCAUCAAAGAGAUUACCAGAGACUCAGUGUCUCUUUUGUGGGAUGCACCACUUAUUGAUGGAGGCUCCAGAAUCCGUAAUUACAUUGUGGAGAAACGUGAGUCUGCCAGGAAAGCAUACUCUACAGUUUGCGCUAGCUGCCACAAAUCCAGCUGGAAAAUUGGUGAUCUGGAAGAGGGAAAGAACUACUUCUUCAGAAUUCUGGCUGAGAAUGAAUAUGGUGUAGGCCUCCCAGCAGAGACAAUUGAGUCAAUCAAAGUGUCAGAGAAGCCACUUCCACCGGGCAAAGUUUCUCUCGGCGAUGUCACAAGCCACAGUGUUACUCUGUCUUGGGAAAAACCAGACCAUGAUGGAGGAAGCAGAAUUUCAGGAUACAUUGUUGAGAUGCAGGGCAAAGGAAGUGAGAAAUGGACACAGUGCAUGGUUGUUAAAGUCACUGAGGCCACUGUUGCUGGACUGACACAGGGUGAAGAAUACUUGUUCCGUGUCUCUGCAACUAAUGAGAAGGGAGUUAGUGAUCCUCGUCAGCUCAGCAUGCCUGUAGUAGCCAAAGACCUUAUUAUUGUUCCCACAUUCAAGCUGUUGUUCUCCACUUAUAGUGUGUUGGCUGGUGAUGACCUUAAGAUUGAUGUGCCUUAUUCGGCUCGUCCCAAAGCAACUGUGGCAUGGCUCAAAGAAGGUGUUGCACUCAAAGAAACAACUAGAGUAAAUGCAGCAACCACUGAUAAUCACCUCUAUUUAGUUAUCAAGGAGGCCAGCAGAGAAGAUGUGGGCAAUUAUACCAUCAAACUCUCAAACACAGCUGGCGAGGCAACAACAGACAUUGGAGUAGUUGUUCUUGAUAAGCCUGGGCCACCAACAGGCCCCAUUAAGUUAGAUGAGGUCACAGCUGACAGUGUCAUUCUAACCUGGCAGCCACCAGAGUAUGAUGGUGGAUGCACAAUUAAUAACUAUAUUGUGGAAAAGAGAGACACAUCCACCACAAACUGGCAGAUUGUGUCAGCAACAGUUGCAAGAACCACCAUCAAGGCUGCCCGCCUUAAGACUGGAUGUGAAUAUCAGUUCAGGAUUGCUGCUGAGAACAGAUAUGGAAAGAGCUCUCUGCUCGUCUCAGAGAAUAUCUUUGCUCAGUAUCCAUUUGACCUUCCAAGCACCCCCGGCACCCCAAUUGUAGUGGCUUCUACUAAAGAGAGCAUGGUCAUUGAAUGGACUAAGCCUGGUAGUGAUGGUGGAAGCAAGAUCUUGGGAUAUCACCUUGAGAGCAAAGAAAGGAACAGUAUCCUUUGGAUGAAACAAAAUAAGCAACUGAUCCCAGAGACACGGUUCAAAGCUGUUGGUCUUGAAGAGGGUAUUGAAUAUGAGUUUAGAGUUUAUGCUGAGAAUAUUGUUGGAAUCGGAAAACCCAGCAAGCUGUCAGAGAUUCAAGUGGCAAGAGAUCCAUGUGACAGUCCAGGAAGGCCUGAGGCUGUCAUUGUCACAAGAAAUCAAAUCACUCUCAAAUGGACAAAACCUGAAUCUGAUGGUGGAAGCAAAGUGACUGGAUAUAUUGUUGAAAAGAAAGAGCUUCCUGAGGGUCGCUGGAUGAAGGCCAGUUUCGCCAAUGUUAUGGAAACUAAGUUUGUUGUAACUGGUUUAGUUGAGGAGCAAGAAUAUGAGUUCCGUGUCAUUGCCAGAAAUGCUGCUGGGGUCUCUAGCAAACCCUCUGAGAGCACAGGAGCCAUCACUGCAAAGGAUGAGGUGGAUCCUCCCAAAAUAGACAUUGAUGCUAAAUGUUCACAGACAGUUGUUGUCAAUGCAGGAGAAGCCUUCCAGCUCAAUGCAAGUAUUCAUGGAAAACCAGUUCCUUCAGUCCACUGGAUGAAGGGUGGCGAGGAAAUAACAAAUGCAGCUCGUCUUGAGAUAAAGAACACUGAAUUUACAGCUAAUUUGAGUGUUAAAGAAGCAAUCCGUGUUGAUGGAGGUCAGUAUGUACUUUUACUGAGAAAUGUUGGUGGAGAGAAAUCUGUCAACAUCAAUGUCAAAGUUCUAGACAGACCUGGUCCCCCUGAGGGCCCUAUCUCUAUCUACGGUGUCACAAGUGAAAAGUGCUGCAUUUCCUGGAAACCACCCCAACAAGAUGGAGGCAGUGAUGUUUCUCAUUACAUUGUUGAGAGGAGAGAGACAAGCAGAUUGGUCUGGACUGUAGUUGAACCCAAAGUACAAACCCUAAAUUUGAAGAUCACCAAACUUGUUCCUGGUAAUGAAUACAUCUUUAGAGUCAUUCCUGUGAACAAAUAUGGAAUUGGUGAACCUCUCGAGUCUGAGGCAGUGAUUUCCAGAAAUCAAUUUGUAGCACCGGGCCCUCCAACUGAGGUUGACAUCUCUACCAUAACUAAAGAUUCAAUGGUAAUAACCUGGGAAAGGCCCACAGAGGAUGGUGGCAAUCCCAUCAGUGGAUUCGUUGUUGAAAAACGAGACAAAGACGGUGUUAGAUGGACAAGAUGCAACAAGCGCACAGUGUGUGAGUUGCGCUUCAGAGUAACUGGUCUCCUUGAAAAUCACAGUUAUGAAUACAAAGUUUCUGCUGAAAAUGCUGCUGGAGUUGGAACACCAAGUGCACCAACAAUAUACUAUAAGGCUCUGGAUCCCACCUUUAAACCAGGGCCUCCGAAUAAUCCCAAGAUAACAGACACAUACAGGACAUCUGUUGAUCUGUCCUGGGCCAAGCCUAUUUAUGAUGGUGAUUGUGAGAUUCAAGGAUACAUUGUUGAGGCCUGCGAUGUAGCAGCUGGUGACUGGGUAAUGUGUACUCCCCCAUCAGGCAUCAAGGAGACCACAUUUAAAGUAACCAAACUUCUGGAGAAGCAUGUGUACCAGUUCAGAGUAUGUGCCAUCAACAAAGUUGGUGUUGGGGAGCAGGCAGAUUUCACAGGAAAAAUCCUUCUGGAGCAAAAACUGGAGGCACCAGAUCUAGAUCUUGACGCUGAUCUCCGAAAGAUGAUCAACAUCAGAGCUGCAAGCACUCUCAGACUUUUUGUUCCAGUAAAGGGACGCCCAGCUCCUGAACUCAAGUGGGGCAAGACUGAUGGGGACAUAAAGGAAACAGCCCAGAUUGACAAUACAGGCAGCUAUGCCUCACUCAUGAUUGAAAAUGUUGAUAGGUUCGAUAGCGGCAAGUACACUCUUACUGCAGAGAAUGGCAGUGGAGUAAAGUCUGUCUUCCUUAGUGUCAGAGUUUUGGAUUCACCUAGUGCACCUGCCAAUUUCACUGUGAAGGAGAUCACUAAAAGCUCUAUAACUCUAACAUGGGAACCCCCAACACUGGAUGGUGGCUCAAAGAUCAAGCACUACAUUUUAGAAAAACGAGAGAGCACAAGGAAAGUGUAUUCCCCUGUCACCAUUUGUAACAGGAUGUCAUGGAGGAUUGAACCACUUCCAGAGGGUGGUAUCUAUUUCUUCAGAGUCUUGGCAGAGAACGAAUGGGGCGUUGGGUUGCCUGCAGAGACCCCUGAGCCAUUGAAAAUCUCAGAAGUGCCUCAACCCCCUGGUAAAGUCAGUGUUGUUGAUGUCACACGCAACAGUGUCGCCCUAUGCUGGGAGAAACCCAAUCACGAUGGAGGCAGCAGAAUCAGCUCUUACGAGGUUGAAAUGCAGGCCAAGGGCAGUGAGACAUGGACUGUCUGUGCUCAGGUAAAAUCACUUGAAACUGUUGUCACUAAUCUGGCUGAAGGGGAGGAGUACACAUUUAGGGUCAGUGCUGUCAAUUCCAAGGGCAAGAGUGACCCAAGACUUUUGGCCAAUCCAGUGGUGGCUAAGGACCUUGCUAUUGAACCUGCUAUUAGACCUAAAAUAAGCAACUAUAGUGUACAGGUUGGGUAUGACCUGAAGAUUGAAGUGCCUAUUGCUGGUCACCCUAAACCCGUUAUUACAUGGACAAAAGAUGGUGUUGCCUUGAAACAAACCACAAGAGUUAAUGUCAUUGACAGUGCACACCACACAACUCUCUCAAUUAAAGAGGCAACACGAGACGAUGGUGGUAUGUAUGGCAUUAAUGUGGCUAAUGCUCUUGGACAGAAAGAUGCAACCAUUGAAGUUAUCACCCUUGAUAAACCUGGGCCGCCUACAGGCCCAAUCAAGAUGGAAGAAGUCAGUGCGGAAAGCAUCACACUUGUCUGGGAACCUCCAACAUACACAGGUGGCUGUCCGAUUUCAAAUUAUGUUGUUGAGAAGAGAGAUACAACCACUACAAACUGGGUUGUAGUUUCUGCCACUGUAGCCAGAACUACAUUGAAAGUUUCCAAUUUGAAAACUGGUGCUGAAUACCAAUUCAGGAUCUGUGCUGAAAACAGAUAUGGCAAGAGCUAUGCCAUUGACUCAGAGCCGGUCCUUGCCCAGUAUCCCUUCAAAGAGCCAGGUCCACCAGGCACACCCUUUAUAUCCUCCUACACUAAGGAUUACAUGGUUGUGGAAUGGCACAAACCCCUGUCUGACGGAGGCAGUGUUAUUCUCGGCUACCACCUUGAGAGAAAAGAAAAGAACAGCAUCCUCUGGACAAAGAUCAAUAAAUCUCUGAUCCAAGAUCCAAGAUACAAAUCUACACCUUUGGAGGAGGGAAUUGAGUAUGAGUACAGAGUGGCUGCAGAGAAUAUUGUUGGCAUUGGCAAAUGUAGCAAACUCUCUGAGGGGUGUGUGGCACGUGACCCCUGUGAUCCUCCGGGCACACCAGAAGCUAUCAUUGUAUCCAGGCACUCCGUCAAACUGAGAUGGACUAGGCCACAGUAUGAUGGUGGAAGUCUGAUCACUGGAUACGUUGUUGAGAAACGCGAUCUCCCAGAAGGAAAGUGGAUGAAGGCUAGUUUCACAAAUAUCCUUGAAACAGAAUUUACAGUUCUUGGCUUGACUGAAGACUGUAUGUAUGAUUUCAGAGUCAUUGCUAGGAAUGGAGCUGGAGCUAUCAGUAAGCCCUCUGAGAGCACUGGUUCCAUCACAGCAAAGGAUGAGGUUGAGACACCAAAAUGUGAAGUUGAUUCCAUGUACAACCAAGUGAUUGUUGUCAAUGCUGGGGAAACAUUUACACUUGAGGCAAGUGUCGAAGGAAAGCCGAUACCCACUGCUCAGUGGUUCAAAAGUGAUGCUGAAAUUGAAAACUCCGCAAGAUUGGAGAUCAAGAACACUGAUUUCAAGGCAGUGGUUGUUGUUAAGGAUGCUAUUAGAGUAGAUGGUGGCCAAUACACAUUGCUUCUGACAAAUGUCGCUGGUAAAAAAUCAGUAUCAUUCAACGUGAAAGUGCUGGACAGACCAGGACCCUCUGAAGGACCCCUCACCAUUGGCAAUGUCACAUGUGAGAAAUGUUCUCUUUCUUGGCUUCCACCCAGACACGAUGGUGGUGCUAGUAUUUCCCAUUAUAUCAUUCAAAAGAGAGAGACCAGUCGUUUGGCUUGGACUUUGGUUUCUGGUGAUUGUGGAGCAACAAUGUUUAAAGUCACCAAGCUUCUUAAAGGAAAUGAAUACAUCUUCCGUGUCAUGGCAGUCAACAAAUUUGGUGAUGGUGAACCUCUGGAGUCAGCCCCAGUCAUAAUGAGAAAUCAAUUUGUUCCUCCUGGUGCUCCUCAAGAGCUGGAGAUCACGAAUGUUGCUCGAGAUUCCAUGACUGUAUGCUGGACCCGUCCAGAGGCGGAUGGAGGAAGCGAAAUUGCUGGCUACAUUGUAGAGAAGAGAGACAGAGCAGGAGUCAGAUGGACUAAAUGCAACAAACGCAGAGUUACAGAUCUCCGUUUCAGAGUAACUGGUCUGACAGAGGAUCAUGAGUAUGAAUUCAGACUCUCAGCAGAAAAUGCUGCAGGAGUUGGCCAACCAAGUCCAGCCACUCCUUAUAUUAAAGCCUGUGAUCCAACAUUUGAACCCGGCCCCCCCACUAACGCCCAUGCGGUUGACACUACAAAGAACUCCAUAUCACUUGCCUGGGGCAGGCCCAUCUAUGAUGGUGGCUGUGAUAUUCAGGGUUAUGCUGUGGAGAUAUGCAAAGCUGAUGAGGAGGAAUGGACUAUAUGCACCCCACCAACUGGAUUGAAUGCAACUAAAUUUGAAAUUACCAAACUUAUUGAACAUCAGGAGUAUAAGAUACGAGUAUGUGCCAUGAAUAAGUUAGGUGUGGGUGAGCCUGCAGAGGUUCAAGGAACAGUAAAACCAGCUGAUACAAUUGUUCCCCCAGAGAUUGAGCUGGAUUCAGAGUUGAGGAAAGGAGUCGUUGUACGUGCAGGAGGAUCGAUGAGAAUAAAUAUUCCAUUCAGAGGACGCCCUGUCCCAGAAAUUAAUUGGUCUAAGGAUGAGGGUGACCUACCUAGUAAAACUCAAAUUGAGAGGGGUGCAGAUUACACACAAUUGUCAAUUGAUAUCUGUGACAGAAACGAUGCAGGAAAAUACAUUCUGGCCCUGGAAAACAGUGCUGGUUCAAAAGCCGCUUUUGUCUCUGUUAGAGUGCUUGACACACCAGGAGCGCCACUGAACUUUACAGUAAAAGAAAUCAAGAGGGAGUCUGUCAUUCUUACUUGGGAGGCCCCACUGAUUGAUGGUGGAGCAAGGAUUAAGAACUAUAUUGUGGAUAAGCGUGAAUCAACCAGGAAAGCCUACUCCAAUGUCAAUAACAAGUGCACAAAGACCAGUUUCCGUGUGGGAGGUCUCACUGAGGGAGCUAUCUACUACUUUAGGGUCAUGGCUGAGAAUGAGUUUGGAGUUGGUCUGCCAGCUGAAACACUGGAUGCAGUGAAGACGUCAGAGGCACCUCUGCCUGUGGGAAAGAUCACUCUAACUGAUGUAACCAAGACCACUGCUUCCUUCUCAUGGGAGAAACCAGACCAUGAUGGUGGCAGCCGAAUCAUAGGAUACUACAUUGAGAUGCAGCCCACAGGAUCAGAAGAAUGGAUGGUAGCGACAACCACAAAGACUUGUGAAGGAACCGUCACAGGCCUCAGUUCAGGGCAGGAAUACCUCUUCAGAGUGUCUGCCUUCAACGACAAGGGAAAGAGUGAUCCCAGGCCACUAGCGGCCCCUGUCACAGCCAAAGAUGUUACUAUUGAGCCCCAGUUCAAAAUGGCUGCCAACACAUACAGUGUGCAAUGUGGGGAAGAUCUGAAGAUAGAAAUACCCGUAAUAGGUCGCCCUGCACCAAAGAUAGCAUGGGCUAAGGAUGGACAAGCAAUUAAAGAGACAACCAGACUUAAUGUCUUAAGCACAGCAUCAGCAACAUCUCUUCGUAUCAAAGAGUCUAACAAAGAAGAUUCCGGCAAGUACUCCAUCACAGCAACCAGCAGUGCUGGUACAGCCACAGCGGACAUUUCUAUUGUGAUUCUUGAUAAACCAGGUCCACCCAAAGGGCCUGUGAAUAUUGAUGAAGUUAGCUCUAACUUUGUAACAUUGUCCUGGGAAACACCUGAGUACACCGGAGGUUGUCAGAUCAACAAUUACGUUGUUGAGAAGCGUGACACCACAACCACAACAUGGCAGAUAGUGUCUGCCACUGUGGCAAGAACAACCAUCAAAGUUUGUAGACUGAAGACUGGUGUUGAAUAUCAGUUCAGAGUGUCUGCAGAGAACAGAUAUGGAAAGAGUCCAUCAUUGGAUUCUGCAACUGUCGUUGCUCAGUAUCCUUUCAGUGAGCCGGCUGCACCUGGUACUCCAUUUGUCUCAUCAGUUACAAAAGACUACAUGGUUGUGGAGUGGAAACCACCAGCCAACAACGGAGGUAGUCCUGUCUUGGGCUACCACCUUGAACGCAAAGAGAAAAACAGUCUCCUCUGGACAAAGUUGAACACACUUCUUAUCCCUGAUGCUCGAUUUAAAACAUCUGAACUUGAAGAGGGCAUUGAAUAUGAAUUUAGAGUAUAUGCUGAAAAUAUUGCUGGCUUGAGUCCAUCGAGCAAGGUUUCACAAUGCUGUGUGGCUAGAGAUCCCUGUGACCCACCUGGCACCCCUGAGGCUAUUGUCAUCACCAGGAACCAUGUCACCCUGCAGUGGACAAGGCCCCAGUAUGACGGUGGAAGCGCCAUAACAGGCUAUAUUGUUGAGAGGAAAAAGCAUCCUGACAACCGUUGGAUGAAGGCUAGCUUCACAAACAUAAUUGAAACACAGUUCACUUACUCUGGCAUGACUGAAGACAAGGUGUAUGAGUUCAGAGUCAUUGCUAGGAAUGCAGCUGGUAUUUUCAGCGCGCCUUCUGAGAGCACUGGAGAGAUUACUGCUAAAGAUGAAAUUGAAGCCCCGGAUGCAACAAUGGAUCCUAAAUUCAAGGAUGUAACUGUUGUUCAUGCGAGUGAGACGUUCAUUAUUGAUGCUGAUUACUCUGGAAAACCUCUACCUGAUAUAAUGUGGCUGAAGGAUGGAAAAGAGAUAGACAAUGCUACCCCAAGAAUGGAAGUCAAAACAAGCCUCACACGUACAGUGCUGACAGUUAAGGACUGCAUCAGGGUAGAUGGUGGACACUUUGUCUUGAGCCUCACCAAUGUUGGUGGAAAAAAGUUGAUACCAGUUACUGUUAAAGUACUGGAUAGGCCUGGUCCUCCCGAUGGCCCUCUGAAGGUAACUGGUGUCACUGCAGAGAAAUGCUAUCUACAUUGGAGUCACCCCUUACAUGAUGGUGGUGCAAGUGUUUCUCAUUACAUCAUUGAGAAGAGAGAAACCAGCCGACUUUCAUGGACAGUAGUUGAACCCCAAAUCCAAGCUGUCAGCUACAAAGUAACCAAACUCCUGCCUGGCAAUGAAUACAUUUUCAGAGUCACUGCAGUGAAUAAGUAUGGCAUUGGAGAGCCUCUGGAAUCUGACCCUGUAAUUGCACGCAAUCCUUUCAAGGCACCCAGUGCUCCCUCCACACCAGAGCCAAGCUUUAUAACACGUGACUCAAUUGUGCUCGUUUGGGAACGCCCAGAGAAUAAUGGUGGUUCAGAGAUUGAUGGCUAUGUCUUGGAGAAACGUGACAAACAGGGAGUUAGAUGGACUAAAUGCAACAAGAAGAGACUAAAUGACCUUCGGUUCAGAGUCACCGGACUCACAGAAGGCCACUCUUAUGAGUUUAGAGUAUCUGCUGAGAAUGCAGGUGGUGUGGGGGUACCCAGUAAAACAACAGAGUACAUCACUGCCUGUGAUGCCACAUAUCCACCUGGUCCUCCUAACAACCCCAAAGUGACAGACACCUCUAGUACCAGUGUGUCACUCUCGUGGUCGAGGCCCAUCUAUGAUGGUGGAGCAGCCAUCACCGGAUACGUAGUGGAGGUGAAAGAGGCAUCGGUAGAAGAUGAAUGGCUUGUGAGCACACCACACACUGGUGUUCAAGCCACACAUUUCACAGUGAAAAAACUAAAGGAAAAUGCUGAAUAUAAUUUCCGCGUCUGUGCUGUUAACAUUGAGGGAGUUGGAGAGCAUGUGGACUUGCCAGGAACUGUGAUUGCAGCUGAAAGACUUGAUCCCCCUGAGAUUGAGUUGGAUUCUGACCUAAGGAAAAUGGUUUCAGUUCGUGCCAGUGCAACCCUCCGUCUGUUUGUCCCAAUCAAAGGAAAACCUGAGCCUGAAGUCAAAUGGUCAAAGGCUGAAGGAUCUAUCAGUGAGCGAGCCCAAAUAGAGGUGACCAGCUCUUACACAAUGCUCGUCAUUGAUAAUGUCAACAGAUCCCACACGGGCAAGUAUGUGUUGACCCUGGAAAACAUCAAAGGUUCAAAGUCAGCAUUCAUUAAUGUCAGAGUGUUGGAUUCACCUAGUGCACCUACCAACUUUGUGGUCAAGGAUGUGAAGAGAGACUCUGUUGCCAUCUCCUGGGAACCCCCACUCAUUGAUGGUGGAGCCAAGAUCACACAUUACAUUGUGGAAAAGAGGGAAACUGCUAGAUUGGCAUUUACAAGUGUUUCUAACAACUGCGUAAGAAAUUCAUAUAAGAUUGAUGACCUUGUAGAGGGUGGUGUCUACUUCUUCCGUGUUCUGGCCGUCAAUGAGCUGGGUGUAGGACUGCCUGUUGAAACAGCAGAGCCUAUUAAGGUUUCUCAGGCCCCUUUACCUCCUGGCAAAAUUACUCUAGUAGAUGUAACUCGCCACACUGUGAGUCUUUCAUGGGAUAAACCUGACCAUGAUGGUGGCAGCAAGAUCCAAUGCUACAUCGUAGAGAUGCAACUUAAAGGUGAAGAUAAAUGGACUGUGUGCACUGAGAUGAAAGCACUGGAGGCAACUGUCGAAGGCCUCACCUCAGGAGACGAAUACUCAUUUAGGGUCAUUGCUGUAAAUGACAAGGGAAGGAGUGAUCCCAAACCCCUAGCAACACCUGUUGUGGUGAAGGACAUUACAAUCGAACCAGUGAUUAACCUGUUAUUCAACACAUACAGUGUUAAGGCAGGAGAUGACCUGAAGAUUGAUGUUCCAUUUAGAGGCAGACCUGAUCCUGAAGUUUCAUGGAAAAAAGAUGGUCAUUCUUUGAAGCAGACCACCAGGGUGAAUGUUUUGACAUCUAAAACGUCAUCCAAGAUUACUAUCAAAGAUGCAACCCGGGAAGAUUUUGGAAAAUAUGAGAUCACUUUAACCAACUCAAUUGGCACAAAAUCUGCCAGAAUAGCUGUUAUAAUCUUGGACAAACCUGGCCCACCAAGUGGAAUAAAGGUAGACGAAGUUAGUGCUGACUUUAUUUUACUUUCAUGGGAGCCUCCAACCUACGAUGGUGGAUGUCAAAUUAAUAACUAUGUUGUGGAGAAGAGAGACACAACUUCCACAACAUGGCAGAUUGUCUCAGCUACAGUUGCCAGAACAUCAAUUAAGGUUUGCCGCUUGACACAGGGCACUGAAUAUCAGUUCCGUAUUGCAGCAGAGAAUCGCUUUGGUAAGAGCCAUGCCAUUGAUUCUGCACCUAUAGUGGCCCAGUAUCCAUUUGAGCCACCUGGCCCUCCAGUAAACAUUCAUGUUUCCCAUGCCACAAAGUCUGGCAUGCUGGUUGAGUGGAAUAAACCAGCCAGUGAUGGUGGAAGUCCCAUAAUUGGUUAUCACCUUGAGUGUAAAGACCAAAGCAGUAUUCUGUGGACCAAGAUCAACAGAGGUCUCAUUGCGGAAAAUCAGUUCAAAGCGACAGGCAUUGAGGAAGGCCUGUUGUAUCAGUACCGUGUAUAUGCUGAGAACAUUGCCGGAAUUGGACCCAGCACAAAGCCAUCGGAGCCUGUAGCGGCAAGAGACCCAUGUAAUCCUCCAUGCAACCUCACAGUAACUAAUAUUACCAGAACAUCAGUAUCACUUUCAUGGGAAAGGCCAGAGUUUGACGGUGGAGCCAAAAUUACAGGUUACAUUGUUGAGCGCAAAGAGCUUCCUGAUGGUCGUUGGCUGAAGUGCAAUUUUGCUAAUCUCCAAGAGACAUACUUUGAUGUUACUGGCUUGACGGAGGAUGUACAAUAUGACUUCCAUGUCAUUGCCAAGAAUGCAGCUGAGCUCCUUAGUGUACCAUCAGAGGGCACAGGGGCAGUCACUGUCAAAGAUGAUGUGGAUCCCCCCACUGUCAUCCUUGAGGACAAAUAUAGACAAUUGGUGGUCGUCAAAGCUGGAGAAAUUUUGAGUAUUGAGGCAGAUCUCACUGGCCGUCCACAUCCUGUUGUGUCAUGGACAAAGGAUGGAAAAGAGAUUGAUGCCAAAGCAAGAGUGGAAAUUAUAUCCACAAACACCCACACCACAUUACUUGUCAGAGAUAGCAUCAGAAGAGACUCUGGCCAGUACGUUUUGACUCUACAGAAUGUGGCUGGAACCAGGUCCAUGGCUGUGAAUUGCAAAGUUUUGGACCGUCCUGGGCCUUCAUCUGGACCUUUGGCAGUGUCCGGCCUCACAGCUGAAAAAUGUACCAUUACCUGGGGACCACCCCAAGAAAACGGUGGGGCUGAAAUCAUGCACUACAUUGUUGAGAAACGUGAAACCAGUCGCCUGGCCUGGACUUUAGUAUAUGGUGACAUGAAGGCCACCACAUGCAAGGUCACUAAACUGUUGAGAGGAAAUGAGUACAUUUUCAGAGUGAGGGGAAUAAAUAAGUAUGGUGAUGGUGAGCCCCUGGAGAGUGAUCCCGUUACAGCUAGGGAUCCCUUCACCAUCCCUGUUGCACCAACAGAUGUCCAGGUGACCAGUGUGACAGGCGAAGCGAUGACCAUCUGCUGGGAAAGGCCUGUCUCUGAUGGAGGAAGCAGCAUCUAUGGCUAUGUGAUUGAAAAACGAGAGAAGACUGGACUUCGUUGGGUGCGUGUGAACAAAAAGCCUGUUUAUGACCUUAGGGUCAAAGCAUCCAACCUGCGUCAGGGGAGUGAAUAUGAGUACAGAGUCUAUGCUGAAAACGCAGCAGGACUAAGUGCCCCAAGCAUACCGUGCCCACUGACCAAAGCAGAGGACCCACUGUUCCUGCCAUCCCCACCAGCUAAACCCAAGGUGAUCGACUCAACCAAGUCCACUGUCACUCUGACAUGGAACAAGCCCCUGUUUGAUGGUGGUGCUGCUGUGAAAGGUUACCGUGUUGAAUACAGGAAUACCAUGGAAGAGGACUGGAAUGUUGGUGUUCAGAACACAAAGAACACUGAAUUCACAGUUGUGAAGCUUACACCUGGAGCAGAGUAUGUGUUUGUUGUUAAAUCCAUAAACAAGAUUGGGGUCAGUGAACCCAGCCCUCCCACUGAUCCUCAGGUAGCAAAAGAAAGAGAGGACGAGCCAGUAUUUGACAUCAGCAAUGAUAUGCGGAAGACACUUAUGGUCAAGGAUGGCAGUUCAUUCACCAUGAAGAUACCAUUCAAGGGGAAGCCGGUUCCUAAUGUCAUGUGGAACAAGGCAGAUGUGGACCUAAGAGUGAGGGCAAUCAUCGAUACUACAGAUACAUUCACAUCUAUUACAGUGGAAAAAGCAACUCGUGAUGACUCUGGAAAAUACACAGUGACAUUGCAGAACACCGCUGGAACAGCCACACUGACACUGAAUGUUAGGGUUCUGGACUCCCCUGGCCCACCAUCUCAUGUUGAGAUCAAGGAGGUCACCAAGACAUCUGCAACAGUCACCUGGGACACCCCCGAGAAUGAGGGUGGCGGAGCUGUCAAGAACUACCUUGUUGACCUGCGUGAGGCAAGCAAAAAGGGAUGGACCAGAAUCACAGAUACAUGCCACCGACUGACUUACAAGCUGUCAGACCUUGUAGAGGGAGGCGUCUACUACUUCAGAAUCAUUGGUGAAAAUGAAUAUGGAAUUGGUGUACCCGCUGAGACUAAAGAGGGAACCAAGAUUACAGAAAAACCAAGUCCACCACCUAGUAUGGGUGUCACUGAUGUCACCAAGGACAGUGUGUCACUGUUGUGGAGCAAGCCAGAGCAAGAUGGUGGCAGCAGAAUCACCAGUUACCAGGUGGAUGCUCUGGAAAAGGGGGAGACAAAAUGGGUGACAUGUGGCGUGACCAAGACUACCCACCUUGUUGUCUCUGGCCUGAGGGAGAACGCUGAAUACUUUUUCAGAGUCCGUGCUGAGAACCAUGCUGGAUUCAGUGAAUCUAAGGACAUGAUUUUGCCUGUGAUGGUUAAAGAUCAGUUUGAAUCACCUGAAUUAAUCAUGAAGAACAUCCCUCAUAAUACUGUCUACGUUAGAGCUGGAUCCAACUUGAAGGUUGACGUCCCCAUGACUGGCAAACCUCUGCCCAAGGUGUCUCUGUCUAAGAACAAUGUGGUUCUGAAGUCCACAAUGAGGUUCAACUCUGAGAUCACCCCUGAUAGUAUUAAAAUCACACUCCGUGAUAGUAUUGCUGGAGACUCUGGAAGAUAUGACAUUACUGCCUCCAAUGCCAGUGGUACCACCAAAUCUUUUGUCAACAUUGUGGUCCUGGAUAGACCCAGUGCCCCAGUUGGACCAGUUGAGAUGUAUGAUGUAACAGAAGACAGCGUGAGCCUGAAGUGGCUGCCUCCCUCAUACGACGGAGGCAGCCCCAUCACCAACUACAUCAUCCUCAAACGACAGACAACCACAGCAAACUGGACCGAGGUCUCCUCCGCUGUAGCAAGAUGUACCAUGAAGAUCAUGAAGCUCACUACCGGAAAGGAGUACCAGUUCAGAAUAAAGGCUGAAAAUCGCUAUGGAACUAGCGAGCACAUUGACUCUCCAACUGUCACUGUGAGCCUACCUUACACCAUCCCCGAAGCUCCAUCUGCACCAGUUGUGACAGCGGUUACCAAGGAGAGUAUCACGGUGACCUGGAAGGAGCCUGCCUCUGAUGGAGGCAGCCACGUCUUUGGCUACCAUCUGCAGAUGAAGGACAGAAACAGCAUUCUGUGGCAGAAAGUCAACAAGACUGUUAUCCGUGCCUGUCACUACAAAGUGAUAAAUAUCAGCCCGGGUCUCAUCUAUGAAUUCAAAAUAGCUGCUGAAAAUGCAGCUGGAUUGAGUGCCAUCAGCAAGAUAUCUGACGCAGUACUGGCCAUCGAUGCCUGUGAGCCUCCAAACAAUGUCCGCAUUACUGAUAUCACCAAGAAUACCAUCACCCUGGCAUGGCAGAAGCCUUCUGAUGGUGGCAGCAAGAUCACAGGCUACUUCAUUGAGAAGAGAGACGAUCCAAAAGGAAGAUGGACAAAGGCUCAUCUGACCAACAUCACAAACAAACAUUACACUGUGACAGGCUUAACUCAAGAUGAAUCUUAUGAGUUUAGAGUAAUGGCAAAGAACGCUGUUGGAUCAGUCAGCAACCCAUCCAUCGUUGCAGGUCCAGCCACUUGUGUGGACACAUUCGGUGCACCUGAGAUUGAAAUCCCACAGGAGUAUCUGGAAGUAGUGAAACACAAGGCUGGAUCUAUUGUCGAACUUACAUUUGGUAUCAUUGCUAAGCCGGCACCUACCAUUGAGUGGUUUAAGGAUGGAAAGGAGCUUAAGUCAGGGGCUCAGCAGACAAUCACGCACACUGCUGACUCUACAAGUAUCACCAUCAGGGACACCACCCGACUCAACACAGGAGCAUAUGAGAUCAAGGUCAAGAACUCUCUGGGCUCAGCCUUUGCCUCUGUCAGACUGCAAAUUCUUGAUAAGCCUGGACCUCCUGCUGGAGAGAUUCAGUUCAAGAAGAUCACAGCUGAUAAUGUCACCAUCAUGUGGGCCCCACCUGACGACGAGGGUGGAGCCUUAGUUACUCACUACAUCAUAGAGAAGCGUGAGACCAGUAGGAUUAUGUGGUCCAUCAUAUCUGAGAAACUGGAAGAAUGUAUUGUCAAUGUCCAGAGAUUGAUCCAAGGCAACGAAUACAUCUUCAGAGUCAGAGGCAUCAACAAAUAUGGAGUUGGUGAUCCACUGGAGUCUGAGCCAGUGGUUGCCAAGAAUGCAUUUGUUCCUCCCAGUGAGCCCUCUAAGCCCACCGUCAGUAUGAUUACCAAAUCCACAAUGACAGUAAUCUGGGAGAGGCCUGCUCUUGAUGGAGGAAGUGACCUUGAUGGCUACUACCUGGAAAAGCGUGAAAAGAAGAGCCUGCAGUGGUUUAAGGUGGUCAAAGACACCAUCCGUGACACCAGGCAAAAAGUCACCAAUCUUACAGAAGGAAAUGAAUAUCAAUAUCGUGUCUGUGCUAUCAACAAGGCUGGAGCUGGAAAAUACUCACUGUGUUCUGAACUCUACAAGGCCUAUGAUCCAAUUGAUCCACCAAGUGAGCCAACUAAACUAAGAGUGGUUGACUCCACUAAAACCUCCAUCACCCUGGGCUGGGUGAAGCCUGUGUAUGACGGAGGCAGUGAGAUCACCAGCUAUAUCGUAGAGCAGAUGAACACAGAAGACAGGGAAUGGGUUGUGAUCAGCUCUAACGGUGAAGUACGGACAACAGAGUAUGUCGUGUCACAUCUGAAACCAGGAACCUACUACUUCUUCCGUGUCUCUGCUGUCAAUUGUGUUGGGGCAGGAGAAAACAUUCAGAUGUACCAGCCUGUACAACCCAAAGAUAUUCUUGAGGAAGCAGACCUUGACUUGGAUGUUUCCAUGACCACCCAGUACACAGCUAAAGCAGGAAGAGAUGUGGAGAUUAGGAUCCCUCUGAAGGGCAGACCUGCUCCUAACGUCACCUGGAGGAAGGGAGACAAGAACCUUUCCAGUGAUGCCAGGUACACUAUCAACAACACAGAGUAUUCAACCCUUCUCAUCAUUCCUAAGAUCACACGCGAUGACUGCGGCAAAUAUCUACUGGAGAUUGAGAAUGGUGUUGGUGAGCCCAAGAUCAUCAUUGUGUCUGUGAAGGUGCUUGACACACCAUCCACCUGCCAAAAGCUGAUUAUCAAGAAUGUCACCAGAAGCAAACUCACUCUCAGCUGGGAAGCUCCUCUGAUAGACGGUGGUUCCCCUGUUACCAAAUACAUUGUUGAGAAGAAAGAUUCCACCAUGAAGGCAUACACUGUUGUGACAACAGAGUGCACCAAUACAACAUACAAAAUUGAUGGUCUGUCUGAGGAGAUUGCCUACUUCUUCCGUGUGUCUGCUGAGAAUGAGCAUGGAGUUGGUGACACAUGUGAGUCUACAGAGCCUGUCAGAGCAACCGAAACCCCCGGUCCAGUAAAGGAGUUGGUCAUGACAGACUCUACCAAGACAUCUGUGAUUCUGAAGUGGACCAAGCCUGAUCAUGAUGGUGGCAGCCACAUCUCAGACUAUAUCAUUGAGAAGAAGCUAAAGGAAGAGACCACAUGGACCCUGGGUGGAACAAGCAAGCGUUGCACAUAUGAAGUUUCAAACCUUAAGGAAAAUGCUGUGAUGGACUUCAGAGUAUUCGCCAAAAAUGAGAAAGGAAACAGCGACUUCUCCCUGAUUGGACCUAUCACAGUGAAGGACUUUAUUAUCCCACCUGAGGCCAACAUGAUUGAUUAUCCAAAUGGUGAUCUCAGUGUUCGCCUUGGCCAAAAUAUCCACAUUGAGCUUCCAUUCAAGGGCAAGCCAAAACCUGCCAUUAGCUGGAUGAAGGACAAUGUACCAUUGAAGGAAAGUGAGAAGAUUCGCUUCCGCACAACUGAUAACAAAACUGCAAUGACAAUCAGAAGCUCCAAGAAGGAGAAUGCCGGCAUGUACACACUGGUGCUGGACAAUAAACAGAUCAAGAACUUCUUUGAUGUUAAAGUGCUCAUUCUUGCACCACCCUCUGUACCUGUUGGUCCUAUUCGAUUUGAUGAGAUCAAAGCACAGGGCAUUAUCAUAUCAUGGGGUGAACCACAGGAUGACGGAGGUGGAGAGAUCACCUGCUACAGCGUAGAGAAAAGAGAGACCUCCCAUGCUAACUGGAAGAUGGUCUGCUCCAGUGUUGUAAGGACCACAUUCAAGAUCCCCAACCUUGUCAAAGGAACAGAGUACCAGUUCAGAGUGCGUGCUGAGAACAAAUAUGGAGUAAGCGAGGCAUUGAAUUCAACAGAAGUUGUGGCCCAGCACCAGUACAAGGCCCCAGGUUCCCCAGGAAAGCCUCUGGCAUACAAUGUCACCAGUGAUGGCAUGACCAUUCAGUGGGAAGCACCUGGUUUUGAUGGUGGCUCACCAAUCUCUGGCUAUCACGUGGAGAAGAAGGACAGAAAUAGCUUGUUGUGGACCAAAGUGAAUUCCAGCAUCAUUUCUGCAAGAGACUACAGAAUCAUUGGUUUGAUUGAGGGUUUGGAGUACUCAUUUAGAGUCUAUGCUGAGAAUAAUGCUGGCCUGAGUCCUGUCAGUGAGCAGAGCAAGCAUGCGCUUGCCAUCUCUCCAGUUGACCCCCCUGGAACUCCUAACUGUAUCGAUUGCACAAGAGACUCCGUGACUCUCAAAUGGGGCAUACCCAAGAGAGAUGGAGGCAGUAAGAUUGUGGGUUACAGCGUGGAGAGACGCCAAGGCAGAGCCCGUUGGCUGAGGUGCAACUUCACUGACAUCUGUGAAUUACAGUUCACCGUCACUGGACUCUCUGCCGGUGACCGCUUUGAGUUUAGGGUGAUCGCCAGGAAUGCUGUUGGAACUGUCAGUCCACCUUCCCAGUCCUCAGGCUACAUCAUGACCAAGGAUGAGAGUGUUACUCCUGACAUUGAGUUUGAUGCUGACCAGGCCGUAACCCUCAAGGCUGGUGAGAACAUCAAACUAAAGUGCAGCAUCACCGGACGCCCCGUACCUCAGGUCAUAUGGUACAAGGACGGUAUAGAGAUUGAUAAGAAGAUGAUGAUGGACAUUAAAACAACCAUCGGAUGCAGCUCACUCUUCGCCCGCGACGUAGACCGUAGUCACCGUGGCAUCUACGCAGUGGAGGCCAGGAACAGCUCAGGAACUAAGAGAGCAGAAGUUAAUAUCAGAGUACAAGACACCCCUGGGCCUCCUGAGGGUCCCAUCCGUUUCACAGGCAUCACUGCAGAGAAGUGUACAGUUUGGUGGAACCCUCCAGAGAACGAUGGCUGCUCUGCCAUCACUCACUACAUAGUAGAGAAGAGAGAGACCUCCAGGAUCUCCUGGGCAAUGGUGACCAGCAAGUGUGAAGCCUGCUCCUUCAACGUCACCAAACUGAUCAAGGGCAAUGAGUAUCAGUUCCGUAUCUCUGCCGUCAACAAGUUUGGUGAUGGCAGACCUCUGGACUCUGAUGCAGUCGUUGCACAGAUGCAAUUCACUGUGCCAGAAGCCCCAGGUACACCAGAUGCCACACAUAUUACAGGCAAUAGCAUCACAACGUGCUGGACUAGGCCCAGGUCAGAUGGAGGUAACGAGAUCAAACACUACAUCCUGGAGAGACGUGAGAAGAAGAGUCUGAUGUGGGUGAAGGUGUCCUCCAAGAGACCCAUCACUGAGCUCCGACACAGAGUCACCCACCUGACCGAGGGAUAUGAGUAUGAGUUCCGUGUGAUGGCUGAGAAUGGAGCUGGAAUAGGACCUGCCAGCAGCACAUCCAGGCUUUUCAAGUGCAGAGAGCCAACAAGCACACCAAGUGCCCCCUCCGUGGUCAAAGUUAUUGACUCCACCAAGUCCUCUGUCACCGUGGAUUGGAUCAAGCCUGUGUUUGAUGGUGGCAUGGAGGUUAUUGGUUACAACAUUGAGAUGUGCAAGGCUAGUCUGGAGGAAUGGCACAAAAUCAACACAGAGAUAUGCAUCAAUAACGUCUACACAGCUAAAGGUCUGGUUGCUGGUGAGAUGUACAAGUUCCGUGUUAGUGCAGUGAAUGGAACAGGACAGGGAGAAGCCUGUACAAUUACCAAUCCAGUGCAAGCUGUGGACAGACUGACGUCUCCAGAAAUUGACAUUGAUGCUAGCUUCAAACAGAACCACAUUGUGAAGAAUGGAGGCACUGUCACUCUCCAUAUUCCUUUCCGUGGCAAACCUAUUCCUCUGGCUACCUGGACCAAGGCUGAUGGUGAGGUGCCAGUGAUGGCAGAUAUCAACACUACUGACUCAUUUAGCACCUUGACUAUUGAAGGCUGCACCAGAUACGAGGCUGGAAAAUACACCUUGUCUCUAGAAAACAACAGUGGGCGGAAGUCUAUUACCUUCACUGUGAAGGUUUUGGAUACUCCUGGACCACCAGGUAAAAUCUCCUUCAAGGACGUGACCAGAGGAGCAAUGACCCUCAUGUGGGACGCUCCCAGCAAUGACGGUGGAGCUCGCAUUCAUCACUACAUUGUGGAUAUGCGUGAGGCCAGCCGCCUCAGUUGGCAAGAAGUUAGCACUAAGUGCUCACGUCAAAUAAUUAGAGCAACCAACAUGGAGAUAGGUAUUCCAUAUGUCUUCAGAGUUAUUGCAGUUAACCAGUAUGGUCAGGGUGAGCCACAGGAGAUGACGGAGCCUGUCAUUGCUACGGAGGAACCUGCUCCACCCAAGAGGCUGGAUGUCAUCGACACAAGCAACUCCACAGCUUCUCUGGCCUGGCUAAAGCCUGAACAUGAUGGUGGCAGUCGAGUCAGAGGCUACAUUGUGGAGCUUAGGGCCAAGGGUUCUGACCGCUGGUUAAUGGGUGGUGAGACAAAGUCUCUGAAAAUGGUUCUGGAAGGCUUAAUUGAAAACACAGAGUACAAUUUCCGUGUCAAAGCCAAGAACGAUGCUGGCAUCAGUGAGGCAAGAGAUGCCUUUGGUUCUGUUGUCAUCAAGGAGCCCCGCAUCGAGCCUACUGCUGACCUCAGCAGCAUCAACAACCAACUCAUCACAUGCAAGACCAGUGACAAGUUCAUCAUUGAUAUUCCUAUCAGUGGCAGACCAGCUCCAAAGGUAACAUGGAAACUGGAAGAGAUGAAGUUGAAGGAGACUGACAGGGUGUCUAUCAAGUCCAACCAUGAGAAGACGACCCUGGUUGUAAAAGACAGCAAGAGAGGAGAUAGUGGAAAGUAUUACCUAAUUCUGGAGAAUGCGGCAGGAGUAAAAACCUUCACUGUGACAGUUGUGGUGUUUGGUAGACCCAGUGCACCAACUGGCCCUGUGGAAAUCUCCUCCGUCUCAUCUGAGUCCUGCACCCUGGCAUGGGCAGACCCCGCAGACGAUGGCGGCACUGAAAUAACUAACUACAUUGUUGAGAAGCGCGAGUCUGGAUCGACAUCCUGGCAGGUUGUGAACUCCAGUGUCAAGCGCACCACAAUAAAAGUCACCCGCCUGACCAAAUACAUGGAGUACACCUUCCGUGUGUGUGCUGAGAACAAGUUUGGCGUGAGCAAGUCCAUUGAGACUACACCUGUGAUUAUUGAACAUCCAUUUGUUCCCCCAAGUCCUCCAACACGCCCAGAUGUGCUGUUUGUCUCUGCUUCUGCCAUUGGCAUCAAGUGGGACCUGCCAUACCAUGAUGGAGGCAGUGGAAUAACAGGAUACUGGAUAGAGAAGAAAGAGAGAAACACCAUCCUGUGGGUGAGGGAGAACAAGAUCCCAUGUGUUGACGCCCAAUACAAAGUAUCCAGCCUUAUUGAGGGCUUGGAGUACCAGUUCAGAGUUUACGCAAUGAAUAUUGCUGGUCUGAGCAAAGCCAGUGAAGCCUCCAGGCCAGUGGUGGCACUGAAUCCUGUGGAUCCUCCUGGCAAACCAGAGGUGACAGAUAUCACCAGAUCCUCAGUGACAAUCGCCUGGUCUGUACCUGAAAAUGAUGGUGGCAGCAAGAUUGUUGGCUACGUUGUUGAGCGCAAGCCUUACAGCACAGAUGAAUAUGAUGACACACGCUGGUUGAAAUGCAACUACACCACAAUCACAGACACAAAUUUCACUGUGGGUAAUCUGGGAGAAGAUGAAGUGUAUGAGUUCCGUGUUAUUGCCAGAAAUGGAGCUGGUGUACACAGUGCUCCAUCAGAGUCCACAGGACCCAUUACCUGCAAGGAUGAGUACACCCCUCCAAAAGCUGAACUUGACAAAACACUGGUUGGAGAGACAGUCACUAUUCGUGCUGGGUCAGACCUGGUUUUGGAUGGGGCAGUGGGAGGUAAACCAGAGCCUAAAGUGUUCUGGUCCAAGGGUGAAAAGGUUCUAGAACUGGGAGAGAAAUAUUCUCUGACCUAUACCAGCUCUAGAGCCAUGGCCAUCAUCAAGAGCUGUGACAGGAAUGACACUGGCAGGUACAUCCUCACUGUGAAAAAUGCCAGCGGCACCAAGACAGCAGCGGUCAAUGUUAAAGUACUAGAUACGCCUGGGCCUCCUGCUGACAAGGUUAUCAUCAGCAGAGUCACAGAGGAGAAGUGUAGUGUAUCCUGGAAGAUUCCGUUAGAGGAUGGUGGAGACUUAGUCUCUCACUACAUUGUAGAGAGACGCGAGACCAGCCGCCUCAACUGGGUCAUUAUGGAGACAGAAUGUAAAACCUUGGCAUGUGUCAGCAGUAAACUCAUCAAGAAUAAUGAGUACGUCUUCCGUGUCAGAGGAGUCAACAAGUAUGGACCUGGAGUACCUCUGGAGUCUGACCCUGUUAUUGCAAGAAACGCAUACACUAUUACUUCACCUCCUGGAGCACCAGAGAUCACGGCUGUUGGAAAGGAACAUGUCAUUAUUGAAUGGAUGAAGCCAGAGAGUGAUGGUGGGAGUGAGAUCAAGAACUACCUUGUUGACAAACGUGAGACGAGCAGUCUCAGGUGGACCAGAGUGAACAAGACCUUUACCAUUUAUGACACACGUCUGAAGAUCUCCGGAUUGCUGGAGGGCAGCGACUACCAGUUCCGUGUCACAGCCGUGAAUGCUGCUGGAAACAGUCAGCCCAGCGACGCCUCCCAAUAUGUUCUCUGCAAAGAUCCAACCUACACUCCUGCUCCACCUUCCAUACCACGGGUGACAGACAGCACUAAACACAGCAUCACCCUUGCCUGGACCAGGCCUAUGUAUGAUGGUGGUUCUGAUGUGACUGGUUAUGUAGUUGAGAUUCUGGAGGAGGGAACAGAGCAGUGGUAUAGAGCUCACCAAAAGGUUCUGAAGACUACUGACUAUGUUGCCACUGGUCUGGCCAGCAACAAGAAGUACAGCUUCCGUGUGGCAGCUGUUAACAACAAGGGCACUGGUGAAUUCAGUGAAGCAAGUGUGGAAACCGAGCCUGUGGAGAAAGUUGAAAUCCCAGAUCUUGAACUGGGUGAUGACCUGAAGAAGACUGUGUGUCUGCGGGCUGGUGGCACUCUGAGGCUGUUUGUGACAGUGAGUGGGAGACCCACGCCAAUCAUCACCUGGAGGAAGAAGGGAGUGGACCUUCAGAGCAGAGGCUUCAUUGACACCACUGACAGCUACACAUCUCUGGUAGUUGAGAAGGUCCAUCGUUAUGAUGCUGGAAAAUACGUUGUUGAGGCAGAGAACCCAUCUGGCAAGAGGACAGCAACUGUUCUCGUCAAGAUUUAUGACACUCCUGGACCACCUGGGGCCGUUAAAGUGAAAGAUUAUACCAAGGAGUCUGUGGUAAUUACUUGGGAUGUACCUAGUGUUGAUGGCGGAGCUCCUAUCAACAACUACAUCAUUGAGAAACGAGAAGCUUCAAUGAAAUCGUACAAGACAGUUACAACAGAAUGUAGGAAAACAUUGUUCAGAAUCACCGGUCUGGAAGAGGGAGUUCACUACUUCUUCCGAGUAUUACCAGAGAACAUCUAUGGUAUCGGAGAAGGUUGUGAGAUUCCUGAGUCUGUCCUGCUCUGUGAAGUUCCCUCAAUUCCUCAAGAUAUGGAAAUUGUGGAUGUGACAAAGACCUCAGUAAUUCUGAAGUGGGAGAAGCCUCUUUCUGAUGGUGGCAGCCGAGUGACAGGCUACGUCAUUGAGGCCUGCAAGGUUGGAUCAGACAGAUGGAGUGCUGUGUCAACUGUGAAGUCAUCAGUGUCCCAGCAUGCUGUCACUUCCCUGACAGAGAAUGAGCAGUAUCUAUUCAGAAUCAGAGCCACCAACAGCAGGGGAGUCAGCGAGGCUAGAGAGAUCAUGAGUCCUAUCACUGUUCAGGAACAGAAAGUGGCACCCAAGAUUGAUCUGGCUGGAAUUCCACAGAAGAUUGUCAAUGUCCCAGCAGGCAAACCAAUUGACCUCAACCUGCCCAUUAAGGGUAAACCUUUGCCUGUCUGCUCAUGGUUCUUUGCUGGUGUUAAGAUGAAGGAUAGUCUUGACCGUGUAAAGAUUGAAAGCACAGCAAAAUACACAAGACUAAUUGUCCGUGAGACCACAAUUGAUGACACGGGUGAUUACACUCUGGAAGUAAAGAAUGCAACAGGAAUUGCCAGAGAGGUUAUCAAAAUCAUUAUCCUUGACAAACCCGGAAUACCCAUUGGACCGAUGAAAAUUGAAGAGGUUGAUGGCAGCUCUGUGACUGUUAGCUGGGAACCACCAGAGAAGGAUGGCGGUGCUAACGUUAGCGGCUAUGUGGUUGAGCAGCGUGAUGCACACCGUCCUGGCUGGUUGUCUGUGUCCGAGUCUGUAACCAGGCCCACUUUCAAAUUCACAAGACUGUCAGAAGGAACUGAAUACGUGUUCCGUGUUGCUGCUACAAACCGCUUCGGCAUUGGUGGAUUCAUGCAGUCAGAAGUUGUGGAGUGCAAGAGUGUGAAGACCAUACCCGGACCACCCAGCACACCAGACAUUGUUGAUGUGUCUCAUGAAGGCAUGACCAUAACAUGGCAGCCUCCAGAGGAUAACGGUGGCUCCACUCUGGCCGGAUACAUCAUCGAGCGAAAGGAGGUCAGGUCUGACAGAUGGAUGCGCAUCAACAAGAACCCAGUAACAAUGACCCGAUACAGAUCUACAGGUCUGAUCGAAGGCCUGGAGUAUGAAUACAGAGUCAUAGCCAUUAACUCCAGGGGUGAAGGAAAACCAAGCUUGGGCUCCAAACCUGCUAUCGCCAUGGAUCCCGUUGAGCCCCCGACUGCACCCAUGCAUCCUCGAGUGACCGACAGCACCAGGACCUCUGUGUCUCUGGCCUGGCUUCCUCCUGAAGAUGAGGGUGGAUCCAUUGUCACUGGCUACUUGAUUGAGAUGCAGAAAGUGGACCAGGUGGAAUGGACUAAGUGCAACACGACACCUACAAAGAUCUGUGAAUACACACUGACACAUAUGCCCCAGGGAGCCGAGUACAAAUUCCGUGUCAUGGCCUGCAAUGCUGGAGGAUCAGGAGAACCAGCUGAAAUACCAGGGGUGGUCAAGGUUACAGAAAUGCUUGACUAUCCUGACUAUGAGCUGGAUAGCAAGUAUGAGGAAGGCUAUGUGGUCAGACAGGGUGGAGUUAUCAGACUGUCUGUGCCAAUCAAGGGUAAACCAGUUCCUACCUGUAAGUGGACCAAGGAAGGCCGAGAUAUUUCUCACAGAGCCAUGAUUGUCUCCACUGAUGAAAUCACUGAGCUGGUGAUCAAGGAGGCCCACAAAGAGGAUACCGGCACCUAUGACCUGAUUCUGGAAAAUAAAUGCGGCAAGAAGGUUGUCUACAUCAAGGUGAAGGUAAUUGGACGCCCAGAUGCCCCAGAAGGUCCUCUCGAGUUUGAUGAUAUCCAGGCUCGUUCUGUCAGAGUUAGCUGGAGACCUCCCUCAGACGAUGGUGGCUCAGAUGUCUUGGGAUACAUUGUUGAGAGACGCGAGGUUCCUAAGGCAGCUUGGUGCACUGUGGACUCCAGGGUCAUUGAGACAUCUCUGGUGGUCAAAGGACUAAAGGAGAAUGUUGAGUACCACUUCAAGAUAUCAGCGGAGAACCAGUUUGGUGUCAGCAGAUCCCUAAAAUCUGAUGAGUCUGUCAUACCAAAGACUCCUCUAUGUCCUCCAGAACCACCAAGCAACCCACCAGAAAUUAUGGAUGUCACCAAGAGCACCAUCUCUCUGUCCUGGUCCAGGCCCAAGGAUGAUGGUGGCUCCCGUGUCACAGGCUACUUUGUUGAGAGAAGAGAGGUGUCCACUGAGAAGUGGGUGCGUCACAACAAGACACACAUCACCACCACCAUGUACACUGUAACCGGACUCAUCCCUGAUGCUGAAUACAAGUUCAGGGUAGUCGCUCAGAAUGACGUUGGUAAGAGUGAGGCUGGACCCGAAUCCGAUUCAGUUGUCUGCAAAGAUCCAUUCGACAAACCAAGUCAACCUGGCGAGAUUGACAUAAUCUCAGUUGCCAAGGACUGCAUCACUAUCCACUGGUUGCGUCCAGAGUGUGAUGGUGGAAAGGAGAUCCUGGGCUACUGGAUAGAGUUCAGAGAGGCCGGUGAAAGUGCCUGGAAGAAAUGCAACAAAGAACGUUCUAAGGACAGACAGUUUACCAUGGGUGGUCUUAUGGAGGCCACAGAAUAUGAGUUCCGUAUUAUUGCUCAGAAUGAGACUGGAAUGAGCAGGCCCCGCAGAACUGCCAUGGGCAUUAAGACAAAACUGAGCGUUGGAGAGGCUCCAUGUCUGAAGGAGGAAAUAAAAGACGUCACCACAAAACUAGGUGAAUCUGGAACUUUGGUGUGCCAGAUCAUUGGCAGACCUCUGCCAGAGAUCAAAUGGUACCGGUAUGGCAAGGAGCUGAUCCAGAGCCGCAAAUACAAGAUGAGUUCUGAUGGUCGCAACCAUUCUUUGACCGUGGCCACAGAUGAACAGGAAGAUGAGGGUCUGUACACUUGCAGAGCUGUAAAUGAGGCCGGGGAGGUUGAGACCAGCGGAAAACUUUUCCUACAUGCCGCUCCUCAGUUCCACCCCGGCUUCCCUCUGAAAGAGAAGUACUAUGCUGGCUGUGGAACCAGCCUCCGUCUCCAUGUAGUCUACAUCGGCCGUCCUAUUCCACAGAUUAUGUGGUUCUAUGACAAGAAGCCUUUAAAUCCAUCUGAGAAUGUCAUCAUUGAGAAUACAGAGAGCUACUCUCAUCUGGUUGUUCGGAAUGUUCAACGUAAGACCAAUGCUGGCCGGUACAAGGUGCAAAUGAGCAACAAAUUCGGCACUGUUGACACCUUCCUUCGUGUUGAAAUUCAAGAUAAACCUACUAUCCCAGAGGGGCCCAUUGUUGUGGAUGCACUGUUGAAGAGCUCUAUAAUCAUCAGCUGGAAGCCUCCAAAGGAUGAUGGUGGCUCAAUGAUCACAAACUAUAUUGUAGAGAAACGUGAAGCAAAGGAGGGAGAGCAGUGGCACCUGGUGUCAUCCUCUGUCUCAGGAACAACUUGCCGCGUUCCCAACCUGAAUGAGAGUGCUGGAUAUUACUUCCGUGUUUCAGCUCAGAACCAAUAUGGUGUCAGUGCUUCUCUGGAGAUUCCAUCCGUUCUCAUCAUUAAGAGUCCAUUUGAAAAACCCGGAAUCCCACAGCAGCCCGUUGUUACUGGUGUCACAAAGGAUUCCUGCAUUGUGUCUUGGAAACCACCAAGCAGUGAUGGAGGUGCCAAGAUUAAGAACUACUUCCUGGACAAACGUGAGAAGAGGCAGAACAAAUGGAUUUCAGUGUGCACUGAAGAGAUCCACGAGACCACCUACAAUGUCACAGGCCUAAUUGAGGGCUUUGAGUAUGAGUUCCGUGUCAAGUGUGAGAAUAUUGGUGGUGAGAGUGAUUGGAGUGAAAUAUCCGAGGCCAUCAUUCCCAAAUCGGAACACGCUCCACGACCUCCUGUGUUCAGAGACGAGCUGAGAGACAUGACCGUGAAGUACAAGGCCAAUGCUACAUUUGUAUGCAAGGUUGUUGGACAUCCAAAACCUCUGAUCAAAUGGUACAGGCGUGGCAAAGAAAUUCAGCCUGAUGGACAGAAGAUCAAAGCACAAGAAUUCAAGGGAGGCUAUUACCAACUUGUCAUUACUGCUGCUGAUGAAAACGAUGCAACAGUGUAUCAAAUUAGAGCAACAAACCAAGAAGGAUCCAUCUCUACAACUGUUAACUUGGAUGUGGAGGUUCCUGCAAAGAUUCACUUGCCCGAAUAUCUCCAGGGCAUGGGUGCAGUACAUGCAGUCCGUGGUGAUGUGGUUACUGUAAAGAUCCCUAUCACUGGCAAACCUGAACCAGCAAUCACCUGGCAGAAGGGGCAAGAAAUCCUCUCCAACUCUGCCUACUAUCAAGUCAUCACCACCCGAUCCUUCACUUCACUUGUUUUCCAGAAGGGAGUCCAAAGAAAGGAUACUGGUUAUUACAUUAUAACGGCAAAGAACAGAUUUGGCACUGACAAGCAAACUAUUGAGGUUGACGUGGCAGAUGUGCCAGAUGCUCCCAAGGGUAUCAAAAUCAGUGACAUCUCCCGUGAUUCAAUCACUUUAACCUGGGACCCUCCAGCCAAUGAUGGUGGUAGCCCUAUCAUCAACUACAUUGUGGAGAAAUGCCCCACUACAGCUGACCGCUGGAUCCGUGCAGCCCACACCACUGAGACUCAGUAUACCAUGAUUAAUGUCUUUGGAAAGACAAAGUACCAGUUCCGUGUGAUUGCAGAGAACCAGUUUGGGGUCAGUGAGCCAACUGCACCAACUGAGGCAGUUACCACAAAGGAAGAUAAGUCUGUUAUCAGAAACUAUGAUGAGGAAGUUGAUGAAGAAAGAGAAAUCACUAAGGGGGAGGCCCCACAACAUAAGAUCAAGACCUUGGCAUCCAUGUACACAAUCUCUGAAGAGCUGGCUAGAGGGCAGUUUGGUAUUGUCCACCGCUGUGUUGAAAUCAGUACCAAAAAGACAUACAUGGCCAAGUUAAUCAAAGUAAAGGGCACAGAUCAGGAGCUGGUAUACAGGGAAAUUGAGACCCUUAACCUAGGUAGACACAAGAACCUAAUGUAUCUACAUGAGUACUUUGAGAGCUUGGAUGAGAUGGUCUUGAUCUACGAGUUCAUGUCAGGAGUCGAUAUCUUUGAACGUCUUGGCACAGCCAACUUUGAACUUACAGAACAGGAGAUUGUUAGGUACAUGAGACAGGUGUGUCAAGGCAUUAAGUUCCUGCACAGUCAGCACUAUGGUCAUUUUGAUAUCAGACCUGAAAAUAUUGUCUACUCCACGAGAAGGAGCACAAAUGUUAAGAUUAUUGAAAUGGGCCAAGCAAGACUACUUACCCCAGGAGACAACAUCAGAAUCCAGUUCACUUCUCCAGAGUACUGCGCUCCUGAAGUCCACCGCCACGAUCUGGUGAGCUCAAGAACCGACAUGUGGUCAGUUGGCGUACUGGCAUAUGUGCUCCUCAGUGGCCUCAAUCCAUUUGCUGCAGAGUCCACUACCAAAAUGAUUGAAAAUAUCUCAAAUGUUGAGUAUAUCUUCGACACAGAGGCUUUCAAGGACACCAGUCAGGAAGCAAUGGACUUUGUAGACAGGCUUUUGAUCAAGGAUAGAAAGGUGCGUAUGACAGCUUCUGAAGCUUUGGAGCAUCCUUGGCUGAAGAUGAAGCUGGAAAAUGUUAGCACAAAGAUCAUUAAAACACUGAGACAUAGAAGGUAUUACCAGACAGUGGUAAAGAAGGAGUGGAACACCAUUGUAUCAGCUGCACGUGUAGCCUACGGUGGGGCUUUCAGAAGCCAGAGAGGAGUGUCUUUUGCCAGGGUGAAGAUUGCAUACCCCACCCAGGGUGUUCGUGCAGGCUCAGUCAUGCAUGGAACUGCUGAGGAAGGCGGACAUGUACGAUUCACUUGCAGCAUUGAUAACUAUGACAAGACCACACAGGUGGGCUGGUACUUUGGUUCACGACAACUGCAUCCAAGUCCCAAAUAUGAAAUUACUUACAGCAAUGGACUUGCCAGCAUUUAUGUGAAGGACAUCGAAGCAUCUGAUGAUGGUGUCUACAGGUGCAAAGUUGUUAAUGAGGACAGUGAAGCUAGUUCCUGUGGAGAACUCUUUGUUGAAACUGUCAGGUCAUACCGCGAAUACUUCUUAGGACGCACUGUCAAGAAACUGAGGGGAAAGCUUGACAAGACAAAACUGUUGCAGAGACCUCCUGAGUUCACUCUGCCUCUUUACAACCGUGCAGCUUACAUUGGUGAGGAUGUGCGUUUUGGUGUCACCAUCACUGUGCAUCCAGAACCCCAUGUCACAUGGCUGAAGGCAGGCCAGAGAAUCAAACCAGGUGAUGAUGACAGGAAGUACACCUUCACUAGCGACAAGGGUCUCUAUCAGCUGAUGAUCCACAACCUGGACCUUGAGGAUGAUGCUGAGUACACUGUCAUGGCUCACAACAAGUUUGGUGAGGACAGCUGCACAGCUCGUCUCACAGUAACUCCUCACCCAGUGACGGAGGAGACCAUGAGGCCUAUGUUCAAACGUCUGUUGGCUAACGUGGAGUGUGGUGAAGGAAACAGUGUUCGCUUUGAACUCAGAGUUUCAGCUAUACCUGCACCCACUCUCAAGUGGGAGAAGGAUGGUCAGCCUCUGCAGUUUGGACCACAGAUUUCAGUUGUUCAAGAGGAUUUAGACUAUCAUGUUCUGCACAUCAGAGAAACUCUUAUUGAAGACUCUGGAGUCUACAAGGUUACUGCAACAAAUGCUGCUGGAUCUGCGAGCUGCCAAGCCACACUAAAGGUGGACCGCCUCACAUACACAAGGAGAGAAUAUAAGAGUGAAGAGGAGAAACAGAGGUAUGUGCAGAAACAGAUUGACAAGACAAUGAAGAUGGCCCAGCACAUCGCAACUACCGAAGAACACGUAGGACUCAACCCUUCGGCCCAAGAGGCCUUGAAACAUGCUGCAGAUAUCUACAAGCCUGCAGUGAGCACCAAACAUAUCCAGGGUGAGUUUGACAUUGCGAAGGAAACACAGGUCAAAAAGACAAUUGUGGAGGAGAGGACAAUCCGAAUGCCCUAUGAGAUCCCUGAACCUCGUGUCCAUGAUGCUACAGCUUUGGAUGAGGAUAUGUUGAUCAAACACUUUGUGCCUCUCUCUGAUAUGAAGUGGUACAGGAAGCUCAGAGACCAGUACGAGAUGCCUGAGAAAAUGGAUAAGAUUGUCCAAAAGAGACAAAAACGCAUCCGUCUCUCCAGAUGGGAGCAGUUCUAUGUAAUGCCCCUUCCUAGAAUUACUGACCAGUACAGGCCAAGAUGGCGUAUUCCAAAGCUCACACAGGAUGACUUGGAAACUGUCAGACCAGCCAGGCGCUCACCUUCCCCUGAGUCUGAGGCUUCAUUCAGAUCAAGAAGACGUUCUCUGGGUGACAUGAGCGAUGAGGAGCUUCUAAAGCCCAUUGAUGACUACAUGUCCCUGAAAAGAUCUGAGGAGGAGAAGAUGAGACUGGAGGAUGAGCUGGAGCUUGGCUACUCUGCCUCCCCACCUAGCGGCAGCCCUGUUCGCUUUGAGUUAUCUUCCUUGCGACGCCCAUCACCACGACAUGUGGAGCAUGUUUCCAGAAAAGAGAGAGAAAUAAAAGUAGUUGAGGGUGCCAAGACAACAGAAGUCCGCUCUCUCUCCCACUACAUGAGAAGGAGGAGAUCCCUCUCUCCCACAUACAUUGAGCUGAUGCGUCCUGUGUCUGAACUAAUAAGACCUCCCCGUGCACGUCCUCCAAUGGAGUUUGAGGGUGAAGUUGUAGAGAGAAGGUCCCCGACUCCUGAAAGGACACGCCCACGCUCUCCCAGUCCUGUCUCUGACGAGAGAUCCUCUAGGUCGUCCUCCAGGUUUGAGAGGUCAGCCAGAUUUGACAUCAUGUCUAGAUAUGAGUCCAGAAAAGCUGCCCUGAAGUCAGAGAAGAAGUAUCAAGUUGUGAGCCAGACACCUUUCAGCCUGGACCAUACCCCUCGUAUAACUGUUAGGAUGCGUUCUCAUCGUGUGCCAUGUGGUCAGGACACCAAGUUUACUCUGAAUGUCCAAGCUAAACCUCAAGCUGAGAUUACAUGGUUCCACAAUGGACAACAGAUUCUGGAAAGCAGCAAAUACCAGUUCACCAACAUGAGUGGAGUGCUGUCCAUCCAAAUCUUUGAAUGUCAGGCCGAGGAUAGUGGCACAUAUCGUGUUGUUUGUGCUAAUGCUAAGGGUGAGGCUUCAGACUAUGGCACCCUGGAUGUGUCUGGAGGGGAAUUCACAACUUACUCAUCACGACGUAAAGAUGAAGAGGCUCCAAAACCAUUUGUCCCUGAUAUCACUAAGACAGAUCAUUAUCACACAUCAUUUUUCAAGGUAGCUUCCUCCUCAAAAACACACUUGGAGGUGCAAGAAACCAAAUCUAAGCUGACUGAGACACGUGAGGUUGUUUCACAUGACAGAUACUCAGCUACGUCUGACAGAUACUCCUCAGCUGAAAGAUAUGCCUCCUCUAUCAAAUACGCUUCAACAGAAUACUUGUCAUCAUCUUAUUCAUCAGCAUCGUCUGAGAGGUUUUCUGAGAGAAAAGCAGCUGAGGCCAAAGCCAAGACUCUGAAGUCCACUGCUGCCGAUGAGGUGGCUGUUCGCAAAGUGAAGGCUACUCUGCCUGCAAGAAUACUCACUAAACCCCAGUCUGUUACAGUUGCAGAGGGAGAGUCUGCUAGGUUCACUUGUGACAUUGAUGGCGAACCAGCACCAAGUGUGACAUGGAUGCAUGAGGGUCAAACUAUUGUCUCCUCUUCCCGUCACCUAGUGACCACAACUCAAUACAAGUCCACCUUUGAGAUUUCCUCUGUUCAGUCUUCUGAUGAGGGCAACUACAUUCUGUUGGUCGAGAACUCUGAAGGAAGACAGGAAGCUCGAUUCACUGUUACCAUUCACAGGCCUGCUCCUAAAGAGGAGGUUACUGUGAAGUCCCCAGAGCCAUCCAUUAAAUCCCCUGAACCAUCAGUAAAAUCACCAGAACCUUCAGUAAAAUCACCUGAACCGUCAGUAAAAUCACCUGAACCGUCAGUGAAAUCACCUGAACCGUCAGUGAAAUCACCUGAACCGUCAGUGAAAUCUCCUGAACCGUCAGUGAAAUCACCUGAACCAUCAGUGAAAUCACCUGUACCAUCAGUGAAAUCUCCUGAACCGUCAGUGAAAUCACCUGUACCAUCAGUGAAAUCUCCUGUACCAUCAGUGAAAUCUCCUGAACCAAGGGUCAAAUCCCCAGAGCCAGAAGGAAUCAAAUCUCCAAGGAGUGUCAAGUCACCUGAACCCAUAACUUCACCCCCCCGAGUAAAAUCUCCUGAGCCAAUCACCUCUCCUCAAAGAAUGAAAUCUCCUGAGCCAAUCACCUCUCCUCAAAGAAUGAAAUCUCCUCUCACAGUUAAGUCGCCAGAGCCAAUCACCUCUCCAAAGAGGAUGAAGUCCCCUCCCCCAAUCAAGUCUCCUGAACCGAUCACCUCGCUUCAACGGAUGAAAUCUCCCCCCACUGUCAAGUCCCCAGAGCCAAUCACCUCACCUCCCAGGGUAAAGUCCCCUCCUACUGUCAAGUCCCCAGAGCCAAUUGCUUCACCUCCCAGGGUGAAAUCUCCACCACCUGUUAAGUCCCCAGAGCCAAUUACUUCACCUCCCAGAAUGAAAUCCCCUCCCACGGUCAAGUCCCCAGAACCAAUCACUUCUCCAAAAAGAGUGAGGUCUCCCCCAACUGUCAAAUCUCCAACUCCUUCAAAGGCACCCAAGAUCGUAAAAGAAGUCACUGCAGAGGCUUACGAGAACAAAGUGAAAAUAUAUUGUGUGGCUGAAAGCAGUGUGCUAGAAGUUGUCUGGUAUAUGAAUGGAAAGAAACUGACACAGAGCAGCCACUAUGAGUUCUGUAGUUCUGCCGAUGGAACCUGCUAUCUCUACAUCACUGACCUCUCAGAUAGUGACCAGGGUGAAUACACCUGUGAAGUCACCACUGAAGGAGGGGUCUCCAAGUCUUCCUUCUCUUUUGUUGGCCAAGUGUUUCAGUCCAUCCGCACCAAAGUAACAUCUUAUGUGGAGCAGCAAAUGGCCAUCAGAGGAUCAAUGAAAACACAAGAACUACAAAUGACAAGUCAAAGGGAGGCAACAGCGAUGGCCUCCCUUAUGAAAUCAGAACAGAUGAUGAAGAAAGAAAUCCACGGAGAGUCCAAAAUGGUUAUGAUGGAGCAAAGCAUGAUGGAACAUGAGAGCUUCUCCUCCCAGGCUGUCCAAAUGUCUUCCUCCAUGCAGGAGACCUCCUUCAGUAGCUCCAGCUUAGCUGAGGUCAAGUUUGAAACAAUGUCAAUGUCCAGUAUGUCCUCCUUAACCUCAGAGACAUACGCUAUGAGCUCCAGCAGCCUGACCGAGAUGUCCAGCCAUGUUGAGGGAUCCUCAAUGAGAGCCAUUAGCCACAGCAGUCAAGGUUCUGCACCAAGAAUUGAGGCUCUCCCAGAAGACAUCAGCAUUGAGGCAGGAAAGGUCCUGACUGUUGCCUGCGCCUUCUCUGGAGACCCAACACCUCACAUAGAGUGGUCCCGCUCAGGAAGAACCCUGCCAGGCGAGCAAGAGAGUGGCAGGUUCCAUAUUGAAACAAUGGAUGACCUCACCACACUUAUCAUCACCGGUGUAAGACAGGACGAUGCUGGGGCAUACACCCUUAAACUGUCAAAUGAGCUUGGAUCUGACACAGCAACAGUUAACAUUAGCAUUCGAUCAAUGUAAAAACAGCCAAUUUAAUUUCUAUCCUCCCCUUUCCCUCCUUCAAUGCCUUUUUAUUUAUUAAUUGAACAAAAUAAUCUUACUCGAUAAAGACCUGGAUUUCUGUUCUUGUAAAUAUGAACUAUUUUUAUACCAAACUUGACAUUCAUUUAUGCCAAACUAGACUAAAGUCUAAAGUUGUUAUAAAAUGUGCCAUAUUGGAUAAUUAUGACUUAGGAUUUUUGAUCCAUUUUUCUGUGACAUGUACAUAAUGUAUAUAGCCGAAUUUAACGGUUAUGGGAAAUGUAUGAAUUGUUAUUUAUGACAAUAUUAACUGAAACAAAUGAAACUGAUGUUUAAAAGGAGAAAGUUUCACAUGAAACGAAUACCCUGUUAAACCUGAAACUAAACUCUGUGCCUCAACAAUAAGUUGAAGUCUUAAGAUUGCCUCAACAGGUAGAGAGGCUCCCUGUUGAAGUUUACAAAAUCAGAGAGACAAUAUUAUACACUGUAUGUUUCUAUGUGCAGUGAUAUUACAGUACUCCUAUGAAUUGUAACAUGAUCAUAAGACCCUGAGUGCUGUUUGCAUAUUACCCUCAUGGAAGCAGCAUAAACUGGUCUUGUGAUCUGACUGACUAUGUCAUACCACCAUUUUAAUGACAUGCUCACAGUGCGAGCGGCCUGCACUCAGUGAGCUAAAAUGUUUUUUUUGUGCUCUAUUUCUGGCUAACGACUGUUUGAAUACACUUUCAGAAGUAACAUCACCUGGCCAUUCACAAAGAAAGUCCAUUCUGCGCUUGUUUGCAGAGGUAGAGCCAUCUCUUGGAGGACUGCAGUGUGUUUGUGUGAUAGCUUUAGAAUUUCACCGUCAGUUGCAUGGGCAAACAUCAAGCAAGCGUACCGCAGUGACACCAUCCACUGUGUUAAGUGAAGAAAAAUAAUUGUUUGCCCUGCACUUUGGUUUGAUUGAAAUUAGAAUUGUAGCUAUAUCUAUUUACGCAACCUCCUUGAGUUUUAUUCAUUAUUGAUUUAAUAAAGCAUGAUAUCAGCACCACAAAA